Archocentrus centrarchus (flier cichlid) is the source of this 55315-nucleotide messenger RNA. RefSeq names its product titin, tandem duplicate 1 (gene ttn.1). The record is from RefSeq and is a predicted model, not a curated record. The transcript is spliced from 91 exons. Bases 1 to 54264 code for a protein of 18087 amino acids. Gene Ontology annotation, molecular function: ATP binding; protein binding; protein kinase activity. NCBI's taxonomy places the organism in Eukaryota, Metazoa, Chordata, Actinopteri, Cichliformes, Cichlidae. Gene Ontology annotation, biological process: protein phosphorylation.
AUGAAUGAUGUGAUGAACACACUGGUCUGUGUUCCUGUAGACGUCCCCGGGCCGGUGGUUGACCUGAAGGCAGUUAUGGUGACCAAGAAGAACAUCGUUCUCACCUGGUCUGACCCUGUGGAUAACGGUGGCAGUGAUAUCAUUGGCUAUGAGGUGCUGAGGAAGGAUGCCAAUAUGAAGCUAUUCCGCCAGCCCAUUGAGACUGCAUCCUGCAAGUGUGACGUUCAAGGCCUGCUGGCUGGUGAGGAGUAUGAUUUCAGAGUCAUUGCCAGGAACAAGUACGGUGAUGGACGUCCAUCAGACCUGGGUCCCAUCUUGGCUGAGGAUCCCAAAGGUACUCCAUCUGCCCCAGAGAAGCUGCGCUACACUGACAGAACCAAGAGCACCAUCACCCUGGCCUGGCUGCCACCUCGCACUGACGGCGGCAGCCCCAUCAGAGGAUACUAUGUGGAGAAGAUGAGGUCCGACAGCACUGAGUUUGAAGUGGCCAACCGCAAGAUCUUCACUGAGUGCUGUGGAACCAUCGAGAACCUGUCAGAGGACCAGGAAUAUGACUUCCGUGUCAAAGCCGUGAACGAGGUCGGAGAAGGAGAGCCAUCCAAACCGAUCACCGCCAAGAUCCAGGAUGAUGAAAUCGCUCCCAGUAUUACAAUCCUGAAGUUCUUCAAGAGCAACGCCAUCAUCGUGAAGAAAGGCGCAGCCAUCGACAUCCCAGCAGAGGUGAGGGGACUCCCUCUGCCGACACUCCAGUGGAUGAAGGAUGACGUGGUGAUCGAGAAACCUGAUGAUGAGAAGAUGACGAUGGAGACUGAGGAGGUGAAUCGGACAACCAUGAGGACGAAGAUUGCCAUUCCAGAAACCGUCAGGCCGGACACAGGAAAAUACAAACUGGUGGCUGAAAACUGCUACGGGAAAGCUCAGCAGAUCAUCAAAGUCGAGAUCCUGGACCGUCCUCUUCCUCCAAGGAACGUUGUGGUCUCAGACAUUAAAGCAGACUCAUGCUACCUGACCUGGGACGCCCCAGAGGACAAUGGAGGAAGUGAGAUUAGUAACUACAUUGUUGAGUGCAGAGACGCAAGCAAGAAAAAGUCGGACUUUGAUGUUCUGACCAUCAACCUCAUUGACAGGAGAUACGGGGUGUACAAGCUGGACUUGAACGGUACCUACCAGUUCAGGAUCAAAGCUGAAAACAAGUAUGGUGUCAGCGAUGGCUGUGAAUCAGAGAAAGUCCAGUUGAGGGAUCCAUUUGGCCUUCCUGGACCUCCUCGAAAUCCAAAAAUUAUCGCCGCUACAGCGACCACAAUGACUGUGACUUGGGAUCCUCCUCUGGACAAUGGUGGUUCGAGCAUCCAGGGCUAUUGGCUGGAGAAGAGGGAGCGUGGCGCUGUGUACUGGGGUCGCGUCAACCGAGCUCCGGUCACCAAACCGGCAGUGAAGGGCCUGCAGUACACUGUGCUGAAGCUCAUACCAGGAACCGAGUACCAGUUCAGGAUUGCAGCCUGUAACGCUGCAGGUGUUGGACCGCACAGCGAGGCCACAGAGUGCCGCUUCGCUGUGGAUCCAUGCAACCCCCCGAGCAUACCUGGAACCCCCCAGGUUAAAGACAAGACCAAGAACAGCAUCACUCUAACCUGGAGCCCACCCGACAAAGAUGGCGGGAGCCCAAUUAUGGGUUACAUAAUUGAGGUUCACGAGGAGGGCUCCCCUGAUUGGAGGAGGGUGAAUCCUGCUGAUAAGCUCCACCCCUCCACUGAAAUCACUAUCCCUGACCUGAAGGAGGGCAAAAAUUGCAAGUUCAAGGUUUACGCAGUGAAUGCAGCUGGAAACUCAGAGCCUGCGAGGACUGGUGACAUCCUGGUUCAGGACAUCCUGAUCGAGCCGACUGUGACUCUGGGUGUGAGCGCUCCCGACCUGCUGAACUGCAGAGCAGGAACCACUAUUAAGAUUCCUGCCACCAUCACCGGCCGACCCAUCCCCAAAGUCACCUGGACUUUCGAUGGAACGGCUGAGACUGAGAAAAAGAACGAUCUGCACACUCUGCCCGUUGACUCAGAGAUACACUCCACCGACACGACCUCACUGAUUGUGAUCCCAGACUGCAAACUGAACCACAGUGGCAGAUACAUCAUCAACGCAGAGAGCCCUGCUGGACACAAAGUGGUCAAAGUCAGAGUGGCCGUCCUCGACCUGCCCGGACCUCCUAGAGACCUGAAGGUGAGCGAUGUGACGAGGGGAACCUGCAGACUCACCUGGAAACCUCCAGAGUGUGAUGGUGGAGAGAGGGUUAAGAGCUACUACAUUGAAAAGAAGACAGCGGAGGGCAAAGCAUGGACCAAGGUAAACGCAGCCUGUGCUGCUCAGUCUUUGGUGGUUCCGGAUCUGAAUGAAGGCCAGGAGUACUUUUUCCGUGUCCGUGCUGAGAAUCGCUUCGGGUUUGGCCCCUACAUCGCCACUACUCAAAGGACCAGAGCCAGAGAUCCAAUCCAUCCUCCCGAUCCUCCAACAAGGUUGAAGAUCCAGAACGUUAGGAAAGGCACGGUAACUCUGACCUGGAAGGCUCCAAAGAACGAUGGCGGUUCACCCGUAACCCACUACAGUGUUGAUCUGCUCUGCUGGGACAGCAGUGGCCAGAAGGAGUCCUGGAGGAGGUGUAACAGGAGAGAUGUGGACACCACCAGCUUUAAAGUGGAGGACCUUACAGAGGGAGAUGAGUAUGAGUUCAGGGUGAUGGCUUACAAUGAAGUUGGAGCCAGCCGACCUUCAUCUACUGCUGGACCCAUCGUCAUCCAGGACCAGACCUGUGCUCCAUCCAUCGAGCUGAAGGAGUUCAUGGAGGUGGAGCAGGGCUCCGACAUUAGCAUUGUGGCCAAAAUCCGGGGCUGUCCGUUCCCCACGCUCACCUGGUACAAGGCUCCGCCCCACAAGUCUGACGACAAGGUGGAGGUUCAGUACGACGAGCACAUAAACAAGAUUGUGUCGGACGACAGCUGCACGCUGCUCAUCCAGCAGGGCAAACGUCCCGACACCGGCCUGUACACACUGGUAGCUUCCAACAGCCUCGGCAAGGCCUCCAAGGAGAUGAGGCUCAACGUGCUUGGUCGUCCUGGCCCUCCCUCUGCUCCCAUUAAGUUUGAAGAGAUCGGAGCUGAGAAGAUCACCCUCUCCUGGCUGCCCCCGAAAGACGACGGUGGCUCCAAAGUCACAAACUACGUCAUCUGGAGACGGGUGGCCAACAGAAAGACUUGGGUGCCUGUCACCAAUGAGCCAAAAGAGCGGAUCUGGACAGUGGAGAACCUGAUGGAGGGACACGAGUACGUGUUCCGCAUCAUGGCACAGAACAAGUAUGGGGUCGGAGAACCGCUGGACAGCGAGCCCGAGGUGGCCCGAAAUUGCUACACUGUCCCUGGUCAGGUUGAGAAACCGACAGUUACCAGCAUAACCAUGGACUCCAUGACCGUUAACUGGGAGGAACCCGAGGACGACGGAGGCUCCCCAAUCACUGGCUACUGGCUGGAGCGCAAAGAGACAACUGGCAAACGCUGGACCCGCGUCACUCGUGACCCGAUCCGUCCCAUGGGCCUGGGCGAGACGUUCGUGGUGAGCGGACUCAUCGAGGGAUCCCAGUAUCUGUUCAGAGUCUCUGCCAUCAAUGCCGCAGGGCCCGGACUUGCCAGCCCUCCCACAGACCCCAUCUUUGCCAGAGAUCCUAUCACCCCACCCUCUCCUCCAACCCCAAAGGUUUCUGACUGGACAAAGUCUACAGUGGACCUGGAGUGGAUCCCUCCUCUAAAGGAUGGAGGCUCCAAGAUCCUCGGCUAUUGGGUAGAGCACAAAGAGGAGGGCACUGAAGCCUGGGUCAAGGCCAAGGACACUGAAAUCCGUGGCACCCGGUUUGUGAUCGCUGGUCUGAAGACCGGUGGUCAGUACAGGUUCAGAGUGAUUGCCUUCAAUGCUGCCGGUAACAGUGAACCAGGAGAAGUCCCAGAGGUGCUUGAGGUCAAUGACAGAAUUGUUGCUCCUGAGGUUGAUUUGGAUGCCUCUGUGAAGGAGAGAAUGGUGGUCCAUGCUGGUGGUGUGAUCCGAAUCAUCGCCUAUGUGUCAGGCCAGCCAACGCCUGACGUGACCUGGAGCAGAGAUGGAGCUGCACUGCCUCCUGAGGCUAAAGUGGAGACGACAGCCAUCAGCUCAUCUCUUGUCAUCAAACCUUGCAUCAGGAAACACCUUGGUGUGUACAGCUUAACCGUCAAAAAUGCUGGAGGAGAGAAGACAAAGAAAGUCACGGUGGAAGUUCUGGAUGUCCCUGGGCCAGUAGGCAUCCCCUUAGUUGCAGAGAACCUAAGCAGUGACUCCUGCAAGAUCAACUGGUUCUUCCCUGAGAACGAUGGUGGUUCACCCAUAAGCAACUUCAUUAUUGAGAAACGUGAGGCAGAGCGCAAGUCCUGGACCUCACUGUCCUACACCGCCAGCAGACAAAACGCUGUGGCUCAUGAUCUCACGCCUGGAAAGGGCUACUUCUUCAGAGUGGCUGCAGAGAACGCCAUUGGUAUCGGACCCUUCGUGGAGACUGCAGCUGAACUCAUCAUCAGGGAACCAAUCAGUGUACCAGACCGUCCAGAGGAGCUGGAGGUCACCAAGGUCACCAAAGAUUUGAUCAGUGUCACCUGGAAGGCACCCAAGUAUGACGGAGGCUCAGAGAUCAUUAUGUACAUCCUGGAGGCACGCAUGAUUGGCAAAGACAAAUUCACUAGACUGACAAAGGAGAUGCUGAUGGACAUGAAAUACACCUAUGAUGGCUUGAGGGAGGGUGACACCUAUGAGUUCAGGGUCAUUGCUGUCAAUGAGGUCGGUCCCAGCAAACCAUCUUUCUGCACCAAACCAAUCACCUGCAAGGAUGAGCUGGAGCCUCCUACCAUUGAGUUGGACUUCCGAGAUAAGAUCAUCAUCCGUGUGGGAGAGAGCUGCCUGCUGCAGGGCCGCUACACUGGCAAACCUUCUCCUUCCAUCACGUGGUAUCGUGAUGACAAGGAGCUUAAAGCCGACAAACACAUCAUGUUCCAGAACACGCUAACCACCAUGUCGCUGGGCCUGAUGAAGGCAGAGCGUGAACAUAGCGGCAGAUACGUGGUGGUCGUAGAGAACAGCAGUGGAUCCAGGAAGGGACUCUGCAACAUCACGGUUGUCGACCGUCCGACUCCUCCUGUUGGCCCAGUGGUGUUUGAUGAGGUUCACAGGGAAUACAUGGUGAUCUCGUGGAAGCCUCCCAUAGAUAGUGGUGGUAUUAAUGUCUCUAAUUAUAUAAUUGAGAAAAGAGACGUCAACAGAGACACCUGGACUACGGUAACAUCUGCCACAACCAAGACCACAUGCAAAAUCCCCAAGCUAACAGAGGGCAGGGAGUACAUAAUGAGAAUCUCUGCUGAGAACAUGUAUGGGAUCAGCGACCCUCUGGAGUCUGAGGAGAUGAGAGCCAAAGAUCUCUUCAGAGUCCCCGAGGCCCCGGAAAUGCCAACAGUCAGGGAGGUGUACGCCACCAAUGCUCUAGUGCUGUGGACCCGACCUCGUGAUGGUGGAAAGCCCAUCACUAACUACAUCCUGGAGAAAAAAGAGACCACAGCCAAGAGGUGGUCCAGAGUCACCAGAGACCACCUGUACCCAGCCACUCAGUACCGAGUCCAGGAUCUAUUAGAGGGCUGCGAGUAUGAAUUCAGGGUGAUGGCUGAGAACGAGCUAGGAAUCGGAGAUCCCAGUGUCCCCUCCAAGCCCAUACUUGCCAAGGAUCCCAUUGUGCAACCCAGCCCUCCUGUGACCCCUGAGAUCUACGAUAAGACCAAGGACUCUGUCAGUCUGAAGUGGAAGCUGCCACGCCACGAUGGGAGGGGACGUAUCUUUGGAUACCUUGUCGAAUACCAGAAGCCUGGUGCCAUAGAGUGGAUUCAAGCCAACGAAACCCCAGAGCAGUGCCCUGACCUCCACUAUGUGGUGACGGGGCUGAUUGAAGGACAGGAGUACAACUUCAGGAUUUUCACUGUCAAUGCUGCCGGCAAAUCGGAUCCUGCCUAUGUCAAAGACACCAUUACAGUCCACGACAGACUCGAGGAACCAGAGUUGCUGCUGGAUGCCAACAUGGCACGAGACCACCUGGCCAUGCUGGGCACUGAUAUCACCCUGAGUGCCUCCGUCAAAGGUGUGCCAACACCUACCGUCAGCUGGAAGAAGAACGAUGGAGACGUUCCUGCUCACAUCACUGUUGCUGUUACCGCCACUGGCAGUAAAGUCUUCAUUCCCAAGUGUGUCCGUGCAGACUCUGGGAACUACACCAUCACUGCUGAGAAUGCUGCUGGAAAGAAGUCAGCAACCGUUGCAGUACUUGUGCUGAACAAGCCUUCACCUCCCAGGGACUUAGUGAUCUCUGAUGUGACCAGUGAGUCCGCCUACCUGACAUGGAAGGCUCCAGAGGACAAUGGUGGUGCCGUUAUCUCGCAUUAUAUUGUGCAGAAGAAGGAUGUGGCUGCGGAGCAGUGGGUGCCCGUUGCUGCAGCCAAUAAGAAACUGAGUCUGAUGGCCAUGUACCUGAUGGAAGGAAUCCAGUACUUGUUCAGGGUAGCAGCCGAGAAUCAGUUUGGCAGGAGUGAUUAUGUUGUGACAAAAACACCCAUCAAGGCUGUUGAUCCUCUGUAUCCUCCUGGCCCACCCAAAAACCUGCACCACACCGAUGCAGAAAAGACAGAGGUUUGGUUGGCCUGGGAGUGGCCUGACCGCACUGGCGGAAGUGAAGUUACUGGCUUUAUUGUGGAGCACCAGGAAGAGGGUCAGACUGACUGGGUCACCUUCAAGACUGUGAGCAACAAUCACACCCAUGUCACAGGUCUGGAGGAGGGCAAGACUUACCGCUUCAGGGUCAAAGCUCAGAAUGCCAUUGGCGUGAGCCGCCCGGACACCAGUGUCCCUGUCACAUGUCAGGAGAAAACAUUGGCACCUACUAUUGAAGUUGAUGUAAAGCUGAUUGAGGGUCUUGUUGUUAAAGCUGGCAGUACUAUUGCUCUUCCAGCCAAGAUGACAGGCAUUCCUCUUCCCACUGCUAAAUGGAUGACUGAUGGCAAGGAGAUCCCAUCUGAGGGCCGCUAUCACAUUCAGACUGCUGAAUCCACAACCACCCUCAGUAUCCCUGAAUGCCAGAGAGCAGACACUGGGGAGUACCUACUCACUGUGUCAAAUCCUGCAGGCAGCAAAACUGUUGCCCUUCAUGUAACCGUGCUGGAUCUUCCAGGUCCACCUAUCGGACCCAUUAAUAUCUUGGAAGUCACCCCUGAUUACAUGAUGAUCCAAUGGAGAGCCCCAAAGGAUGAUGGUGGCACACCUAUCAUCAGCUAUGUGGUGGAAAAGAAGGAUGUGAAAAAACCGUGGGAGCCUUGGUCUGUGGUUAGCUCCAGUGGCACAGUCACCAGAGCCAAGGUGUCCAGGCUGGAGAAGGGCCGCGAGUACAUUGUCCGUGUGCGUGCGGAGAACAAGAUUGGUAUUGGUGCUCCACUCGAGAGUCCUCCGACUAUUGCCAAACACAUGUUCAACCCUCCUGGCCCACCAGGCCCACCGGAGUGUUCUGAUAUCACAGAGAAUGCUGUAACGGUGUCGUGGAGCCUGCCUGACUAUGAUGGAGGAAGUCCUAUCAGCGGCUAUGUGGUUGAACGCAGAGAAAUGACAGGAAAGUGGAUCCGUGUCAACAAAACACCUGUUCUGGACCUCAGAUACAGAGUCUCUGGCCUAUUUGAAGGCAACACUUAUGAGUUCAGAGUGUUUGCAGAAAACAUUGCUGGUAUCAGUGAGCCAUCUCUUUCCUCUGAUCCCAUUAAGGCUACCCGGGCCAUCACCAAACCUGGCCCUCCUGGUAAUCCUAAACUGAAGGACUGGAGUAAGUCCCAUGCUGACAUCUGCUGGACCAAGCCUACCAGAGAUGGAGGCAGUCCCAUUCUGGGGUAUGUAAUUGAGGCUCAGAAGUCAGGAAGUGCCCAGUGGGACAGAAUCAACAAAGACCUCGUCAAGAUAUGUGCCUACAGAGUGCCAGGCCUCAUUGAAGGACUGGAGUACAGAAUACGCAUCAGAGCCACCAAUAAGGUUGGAGACAGUGAACCCAGGGAGCUGCCUCAGACUGUCUUGGCAAAGGACAUCCUGGUACCACCUGAAGUAGUUGUUGACGUGUCCUGCCGUGACUCUGUGACAGUCAGAGCAGGACAGAUCAUCAGUUUGAUCACUAGAGUCAAAGGCAGACCGGAUCCAGAGAUCACAUGGACCAAGGAUGCCAGAGCUUUGUCCAGGGAUAAGCGCACAGAGGUGAACAACAACUACCCACUGUGUGAACUGGUCAUCAAUGAUGCAAUCAGAUCAGACUAUGGUAAAUAUGCUAUUGUAGCUAAGAACAGCAGUGGGCAGGCACAGGCUACCAUUCUUGUCAAUGUCCUAGACACACCAGGAGCUUGUCAGAAUCUAAAAGUGGCUUAUGUGACCAAGAAAUCCUGCAUGGUGUCCUGGGAGAACCCUGAAGACAAUGGAGGAACUGAGAUCACUCAGUACAUUAUUGAGUGUCGUCAGCCUAGCCAGAGGGGAUGGACAGUCGUUUCCAGUGACUGCACCAAGCGCCUGAUAAAGGCUCCUCUUACAGAGGGUUGUGAAUAUUUCUUCCGGGUCAGUGCAGAGAACAAGAUUGGAACUGGUCCGCCUACUGAGACCAAGACACCUGUAUUGGCAGUUGAUCCCAUUGAGAAACCUGGUGAACCCAUUGACUUCCAUAUAUUUGAGAUAGGCAAGACCUUCUGUUUUCUCAAGUGGAAGAAGCCAGACUAUGAUGGUGGUAGCCGUAACCUGGGUUAUCAUAUUGAAAAGAAACCAAAGGAGGCUGAUGAGUGGGAGAGGCUUCACAAGGGUGCCAUCAAGGAAACUUACUUCAUGGCUGACAGAUGUAUUGAAAACCAGAUAUACCAGUUUAGAGUUCAGACUAAGAAUGAGGGAGGUGAAAGCAACUGGGUUACCACAGCUGAAGUCAUGGUUAAGGAACAGCUAGUGGUGCCUGAGAUCAAGAUUAAACUGGAUGCAGCCCUUGUAGUAAAAGCAGGAGACUCCAUUCCUAUAGAGGCAACAGUGAUGGGCAAACCCCAGCCUGAUAUCAAAUGGACCAAGGAUGAAAGUGCAGAGGAGAUGAAGAAGGGUCCCAGGCUUCAGAUCGAAAGUGGUGCAGACUUCUCUAAACUUCUCCUUACUGGAGCCAGGCGCACUGACAGCGGCAAAUAUAUUGUUACAGCUUCGAACAAUGCAGGAACCUGUUCUGCUCAUGCUAAGGUCGUUGUGCUGGAUAGACCUGGCCCCAUCAGGGAUCUCAAGGUGUCUGGUAUCACCACUGACAGGUGCCAUCUGGCCUGGGAAGUCCCAGAGGAUGAUGGCGGCUGUGAUAUCUACAACUACAUAAUUGAGAAAUGUGAGACCAAGAGGGGAGUCUGGUCUGUCCACUCCAAUGCUGUCAUCACCAACAAAGCUAAAAUCACCCGUCUUAUUGAGGGUAAUGAGUAUAUGUUCAGAGUUAGAGCUGAAAAUAAGAUGGGUCCUGGACCAGCUGUACAGAGUGAUGCCAUUGUUGCUGGAACCCAGUUCAGUGUGCCUGGUGCUCCAGAUGCACCUGAGGUCACCAAGAUCGCCAGGGAGGAGAUGACUGUUCAGUGGUCAGAGCCAGAGAAGGAUGGUGGAAAGCCAAUCACAGGAUAUCUGCUGGAGAAGACAGAGGAGCAUGCAGUUAGGUGGACUCCUGUCAACAAGGAUCCAAUUCCUGCGACUCGUUUCACAGUUACUGGACUCCUUCCCCUUCAUGAUUACCAAUACAGAGUUAAGGCAGUGAAUGAAAUUGGCAUUGGCAGCCCAAGCAAGGCUUCACGUGCAAUCACUGCUAAGGAUGCAGUUGAGCCUCCUGCACCUCCUACUAACUUGAAGGUUUUGGACAGCACCAAGUCUUCGGUCACCUUGGGCUGGACCAAGCCUGUGUCUGAUGGGGGAGCUCCCAUCAUUGGUUAUGUUGUGGAGAUGAGGGCACAGGGAACUGCUAAGAAAGGAGAUGAUGGCUGGAAGAGGUGCAACGUGGCAGCUCAAUUGAUUACGUGCGAGUUCACAGUCACAAGUUUGGAUGAGAACCUUGUGUAUGAAUUCAGAGUGUCAGCUCAGAACCAGGUGGGCAUGAGCCUGCCAUGCAACCUGGAGGGGGCUGUGAUUCCCAGGGAGAUUCUAGAGGCACCUGAGAUUGACAUGGAUGCCAACCUGAAGCAAGGACUGACAGUGAGAGCUGGUUGUCCCAUCAGAUUAUAUGCCACCAUCAGAGGCAGACCGCCUCCAAAGGUCAUUUGGAGGAGGAUGGGUAUUGAUAAUGUGGUCAGGAAGGGUAAAGUUGACAUCAUUGACACGAUGACCUUCCUGGUCAUUCCUGACAGCACGCGUGACGACUCUGGGAAAUACUGCCUGACUCUGCAGAGUCCUGCUGGAGAGAAAGCUGUGUUUGUCAAUGUUAAGGUUCUGGACACUCCUGGACCUGUGAUUAAUCUUGAAGCUACAGACGUCAGACAGACAUCGGUCAUGCUGUCUUGGAGCCCUCCAGAGAACAAUGGUGGCAGUGACAUCACGCACUACAUUGUGGAGAAGCGUGAGAUUGACCGCAAGACAUGGGCAACUGUCAAGGCUGAAGUAGAGUUGGAUAAGAUCCCUUUUAAAGUUGGCGGUCUGAUACCAGGCACAGAGUACUACUUCAGAAUCACAGCCGUCAAUCAGUAUGGUUCUGGGGUUCCCAAAGUGACGCCCACCUCUUACCUGGCCUCUGAUCCUGUCAGCAAGCCAGAUCCUUGUCAGAAAAUCGAAGUUCUAGAAAUCACUAAGAACAGUGCGCUGGUCGGCUGGGUGAAGCCUGCACGGGAUGGUGGUGCCAAGAUCGAUGGCUAUGUAAUUGAAUACAUUGAGGAAGACAAGCCAGAACCUGAAAAGGAAGUGUGGAACGCUUAUACCACAGUUAAAGGUUUGACAGUCAACGUCAGCGGACUAAAGGAGGGCAAGAGGUACAAGUUUAAAGUGGCUGCCAAAAACAUCAUGGGCCUCAGCUUGUUCACUGAAACCAGGGAACCAGUCGAGAUCAAGGAACAGAUGUUGGAACCAAAGAUCAUCAUGCCAGAGUCAGCGAGCGCUAAAGCUGGAGCCAAACUGAGAGUGGAGGCAGUGGUUUCAGGAAAACCUACCCCAACCUGCAAGUGGAUGCGUGAUGAAAAAGCUGUAGUCCCGUCCAGCCGUCUGGCUGUGCACCAGUCCGGCAACUUGUGUGUCUUGAUCAUCAAAGAUGUAUCAAGGACUGACACUGGAGAGUACUGCCUGGUGGCUGAGAACAGCUCUGCAAAGGUGACGCAGACCAUGAAGAUUGUCAUUAGAGACAUACCUGGUCCUCCUCAGGGCCCUGUAGAGAUCAGCGAUAUUGACUCUGAUGCUUGCGCCUUAUCCUGGAACAAACCUCUGGAGGAUGGAGGGAGCAAUAUCACCAACUAUGUAGUGGAGAAAUGUGAUUUGAGUAGAGGCGACUGGGUGACAGCUCUCUCUUCCUGCCCAAAGACUAAUUGCAGGUUGGGAAAGCUUAUCCCUGGGAAGGAGUAUGUGUUCCGCAUCCGUGCUGAGAACCGCUUUGGCGUAUCAGACCCUAUUCAGUCUGACAGGAUGGUCGCCAAGUUCCCAUUUGAUGUUCCAGGCGAACCACUUAACUGCCGCAUCAACAAGACCAACAAAGACUGCAUGUUUGUGGCCUGGGAUAAGCCAGAGAGUGAUGGAGGCAGUCCCAUCACAGGUUACUACAUCGAACGCAAAGAGAGAAACAGUCUCCUGUGGGUGAAGGCCAAUGACACUGUUGUUCGAACCACUGAGUACCCAUGUGCUGGCCUCAUCGAGGGCCUGGAAUACACCUUCAGAGUAUCGGCUAUCAACCGUGCUGGCCAGGGCAAACCGAGCAAGAAGACCGACUUCAUCACUGCUAGAACGCCCGUUGACACUCCAGGUAAACCUGAGGUCCUGGAUGUAACCAAGAACACAGUCACUCUGGUUUGGACCCGUCCCAAGAAUGACGGAGGAAGCAAGAUCAUUGGUUACUAUGUUGAGGCCCUGCGGGUGCCAGGAGACACUUGGAUACGUUGCAACACCAGUAGCCAGAAUGUACCCAGGGAGGAGUACACAGUUACUGGCCUUGAGAGAGACCUGCAGUACCAGUUCAGAGUUAUUGCUAAAACUGCUGUUAACAUGAGCAAACCCUCAGACCCCACAGACCCUGUCCUAGUGUGUGCUGAAAAUGUUCCUCCAAGGCUGGAGCUCAAUGCCAGGAUGCAGAAGGUUUUGAAGGUGAAGGCUGGAACCACAAUUAUCCUGGAGGCUGAGGUGUUCGGUAAGCCCAUGCCCAGAGUGACCUGGAAGAAAGGCGAUGAUAACCUGAAGUCAGGUGAAGGCCAGGUUCUCACCCACCACAGACAGCACUUCCAACUGGAGAUGACAAAUGUUACCAAGCAGCACACAGGAACAUACACUAUCGUGGCUGAGAAUGCCAGUGGCUCCAAGACCGCUGAGAUCCAGGUCAUUGUGCUAGAUGUACCUGGUCCUCCUGCAAAUUACAAAUACCUUGAGGUGUUUGCCACUAGUAUCAAGUUCUCCUGGGAACCUCCUCUUAAGGAUGGUGGUGCCACUGUCACCCACUAUAUUGUGGACAAGCGUGAGACCAGCAGACCCGAAUGGGCUCAGGUUGCAAAUAAAAUUAAGGGUGAUGUCCUUGAGUUCAAUGUGGCGAAGCUAAUUGAGGGCCAUGAAUACCAGUUACGAAUCCGUGCUGAGAACACGUGGGGAGUUGGAGACCCCCUUAUCACCAGCCCUGUCAUCGCCAAGAAUCCAUUCACUGUCCCUGGCCCUUGUGAAGCCCCAGUGAUCACGAAUGUGACCAAAGACCGUAUGACUGUCAGCUGGAAGGAGCCUGCAGAUGAUGGAAAGUCCACUAUCCUGGGUUACAUGCUGGAAAAGAAAGAGACCAAGGAAAUAAACUGGACCAAGUUAAAUAGGAAGCCACUGACAGAAAGAACCCUGGAAGUUACAGGCCUCACGGAGGGAGUCGAGUAUGAGUUCAGAGUUAUUGCUGUCAACGUAGCUGGACUUGGCAAACCCAGCGAGCCUUCUUCUGGCACCAUUGCACAGAAUCCCAUUACUCCUCCUGGACCUGUCGUGAAUCCCACUGUGACUGACACCACCCGCAGCACCAUUAGCCUUGCCUGGACUCCCCCCACCAACAAUGGCGGAAGCCCCAUUAUCGGAUACUUGGUGGAGUGCAAGCGGACAGACACCACAGACUGGAUCCGUUGCAAUGUUCCCAGGAACCUGCAGGAGACCCACUACAUCAUCCAAAACCUCAUUGACAAGUCAGAAUACCAGUGCCGCAUCACUGCUGUCAACAAGGUUGGCUUCAGCGAACCAGUUGAAGUACCUGGGAAACAUGUUGCCAAGGACAUCACUGGUGCCCCCGAGGCUGAGCUGAGUGCAGAAUUGAAGGAGGGGCUGGAACUACGUGCCGGUGCCACCAUGAGACUGUAUGCCGCCAUCAAGGGCCGUCCCACUCCUAAGAUAACUUGGGCAAAGAUGAACACCAAUAUCAAGGACCGUCAGGGCAUCAUCAUCAAAUCCACCAAUGUUGACACCAUGGUGAUGGUGGAGAAAGUGAACAGAUAUGAUGCUGGGAAAUAUAUACUGAACCUGGACAGCUUAGCUGGCAUGAAGAUGUACACCAUCGUUGUCAAAGUUUUUGACACUCCUGGACCACCAGUCAAUCUAAUGGUGAAGGACACAUGUAAGGACAGUGCCUCCAUCUACUGGGAUGUUCCUCUGAUUGAUGGUGGCUUUGAAAUCACCCACUACAUAGUACAGAAACGUGACACUGAGAGGAAGGCAUGGUCUACUGUUUCCAGCAAUUGCACUAAGACAUCAUUCAAGAUUCCAGACCUAGAUCCUGGUCGGUCCUACUGCUUCAGAGUGUCAGCAGUUAACCAGCUUGGUAUUGGAGAGUACUGUGAGACAGCUGAUGCAGUCAGAGCAACAGAGGAGCCUGGGCCUGUUAUGGACUUUAAGACCCUGCUGGUUACCAAAGAUUCUUGCACUUUAAGCUGGAAGAAGCCCCUCUCUGAUGGUGGUAGCCGCAUCAUCUGUUAUGUACUUGAGGUUCUCAAUGGUGAGGACAAAUACAAGGAGUUAAUGAGGUCUAAGAAUAUGCAGUACAGUGCCAAGGACCUGGUGGAGGAUAGAGAGUACACCUACAGAGUCAAAGCUGUGAAUGACACAGGAGAGGGCGCCCCCAAGGAGCUCAAAGUGGUUGCCAAGGACCAGCUCAUUCUUCCCAGUUGUGACUUGAGGGAGUUGCCCAACAUGUGUUACAUUGCCAAGGAAGGCAGCACUGUCCGUUUGAAGAUCCCAAUUAUUGGCAAACCUACACCCAAGGUCACCUGGAAGAAAGGAGAUGAUGAAGACCUGACAGACACCGGCCGAGUGUGUGCCGAGUCCUCAGCAGUUAACACCACCCUCCUGAUCAGGGACUGCCAAAGGACUGAUGCUUCCAAAUACACAAUCACUCUGAGAAACAGUGCUGGAAGCAAGGAGUCCACCAUUUUUGUCAGGGUGGUGGGUAAACCUGGCAUUCCUGUAGGACCAAUUAAAUUCAAAGAUGUUGCUGCUGAUGGAGCCACACUAAAGUGGGGUCCUCCCAAGGAUGACGGUGGCUCUGAAAUUACAAACUACAUCCUGGAAAAGAGGGACUCUGUCACAAAUAUGUGGGUGAAUGUGUCCUCUACUGUGGAGACCAACACCAUGAGAGUGACCGGUCUUCAUGAGGGCACCGAAUACAUCUUCAGAGUAUGUGCUGAGAACAAGUAUGGGGUCGGCGAAGGACUCAAAUCUGAGCCCAUCGUAGCUAAACAUCCGUUUAAUGUUCCUGAUGCUCCUGCUCCUCCUCAAAUUAUAAGUAUGCGCCAUGAUUCUGCUUAUCUUGCCUGGACUGAUCCAAGGAAAACUGGAGGAUCUCCCAUCACAGGUUAUCAUGUUGAGUUCAAGGAAAGGAACAGUAUGUUGUGGAAGAGGGCAAGCCCAGCUGCACUGAAGAUGAAGGAACACAAAGUAACUGGGCUGACUGAAGGUCUGGAGUAUGAAUUCAGAGUGAUGGCAAUUAAUUUGGCUGGAAUUGGCAGGCCAAGUGCUCCCACUGAUCCACAGGUGGCCCUGGAUCCCAUUGAUGCGCCUGGUAAACCAGAUGUAAUCAGCAUUACUAGGAGCACUGUGACCCUCCAGUGGACUGAACCUCAAUUUGAUGGUGGCCACCGGUUGACUGGCUACAUUAUUGAGAAGCGAGACCUGCCUUCUAAAAUCUGGGUUAAGGCAAAUAAUGUGAAUGUUGUGGAAACUGCAUUCACUGCCACUAAUUUGCAAGAGGGCUGCAAAUACGAGUUCAGAAUUCGGGCAAAGAAUGCUGCUGGUGCUCUCAGCCCACCCUCUGAGCAGACAGAUACCAUUAUCUGCAGAGAUGAAUAUGCUGCGCCAACCAUUAUAAUUGAUGCUCAGGUGAUGGAGGGUUUGACUGUCCGAGCUGGUGAUACUAUUGUCAUCACUGCCACAAGCAUUUUAGGCAAACCUGCACCAAGUUCCUGCUGGUCAAAGGGAGGGAAGUAUUUUAAACCCUCAGACCUUGUUCAAAUUGAAACCACUGAAACAUCCUCCACUUUGUCCGUCAAAUAUGCUAGCAGGAAGGACUCUGGAGACUACACGAUCACUGCCAGCAAUCCCUUCGGUGUAAAGGAGGAAACUGUGAAGGUCAGAGUUCUGGAUGUUCCUGGUGCUCCUGGACCCAUUGAUUGCAGUGGUGUAUCCUCGGAAAAGGUAACUCUUACCUGGACAGCUCCUACUGAGGAUGGCGGCUCUCCUAUCAAGUAUUACACCCUGGAGAAAAGGGAGACCAGCCGUCUGCUCUGGACUAUCCUGGAAGACAAGGUUAUUGAUUGUCACUAUGUGGCCAACAAACUCAUCCAGGGCAAUGAGUACUUCUUCAGAGUCUCUGCUGUGAACCAGUAUGGUGCCAGUGAGCCAUCUCACUCUGAGGCAGUCAAAAUGGUUGAUAGAUUUGGUCCUCCUGGUCCACCAUCCAAACCAGAGGUUGAGAAAGUCAAUGGACAUUCAGCCACUGUGACCUGGAGAAGACCAGCUGAAGAUGGGGGAAGUGACAUCAUAGGUUACUGUGUAGAAAAGAAGGAGAAAAAGGGGAUGAGAUGGGUGAGAGCAGCCAAGAAAUCCAUUGUUGAACUCAGCUAUGAAGUCACAGGUCUCACCGAGGGUAUAGAGUAUGAGUUCCGUGUUCUCGCUGAGAACAGAGCUGGGUUUGGAGAGCCAAGUGAACCAUCGAUGCCUGUCAGAACAAUAGUUGUUGCCUAUCCACCUGGACCUCCAGUCAAUCCAAGAGUUACAGACACAACCAAAACUACUGCCACUCUGAACUGGGGAAAACCUCUUGAUAAUGGUGGACUUCAAGUCACUGGAUAUGUCAUUGAGCACAAAAAGGAGGGAACAGAAGAAUGGGUUAAAGAUACCCCUUCGUCUCCACUUAGGAUCACAGAGUUUGUUGUUCCUGGGCUUGAAACUGGUGUAAAAUACUGCUUCAGAAUUAGUGCUGUGAAUGCUAAAGGAGCAGGAGAACCUGCUGAAACUAAGGAAUUCACUGAGAUUGUGGAGCAUGCAGCUGAACCUGCAAUGGAGCUUGAUCUUGAGCUGAGAAAAACUCUUGUUGUCAGAGCUGGCUGCUCCAUUCGCCUUUUUGUGCCAAUCAAGGGACGUCCUACACCUACAGUCACCUGGACCAAGGAAGGUGGAUCUGUUCCACGUGCAGUCAUUGAUAGCACUGAAGCAUUUACAAUGCUAAUCAUUCCUGAAAGUUCAAGAACUGAUGCAGGCAAAUAUGAGCUUACCCUUGAAAACUCAGCUGGAAAGAAGAGUGCUGACAUACAUGUGAGAGUUCUGGAUUCACCUGGGCCUCCACUUAACCUCAAACCAAUCAAGAUUGACAAAGAAAGCAUUACACUUCAGUGGGAAAUGCCUCUCAUUGAUGGUGGAGCAAAGAUCACAAACUAUAUAAUUGAGAAGAGAGAAUCAACACGCAAGGCUUUUGCUACUGCUGUUACAAAUUGCACAACCACUUCAGUCAGAAUUGGAGACCUGAGUGAAGGUUGUGAGUACUAUUUCAGAGUGUCUGCUGAGAAUGAGUAUGGCAUUGGUGAGGCAGUUGAAACUUCUGACCCAAUCCGUGCAUCCCAGACACCAAGUUCUCCAGAGAGCAUUAUACCUACUGAUAUCACCAAGAACUCUGUAAGCCUGGCUUGGACCAAACCUAAACAUGAUGGUGGAAGCAGAAUUACAGGAUAUGUUCUGGAAGCCCAAAAGAAGGGAACUGAUCAGUGGGCCCAUAUUACAACAAUCAAGACCAUGGAUUUCACUGUGAAGAAUCUCAAUGAGAAUGAGGAGUACAUUUUCCGUGUAAUGGCUGUCAACCACUCUGGUAGAAGUGUUCCCCGUGAUAGCAAACCCAUCAUUGUCAAGGAUUCUACUUCUUUGCCUGAGUUUGAUUUGCGUGGUGUUUGUCAGAAGACUGUUAUUGCGAAGGCAGGAGAAGACAUCAAGGUUGAAAUUCCAGUUAUGGGACGUCCUAGACCAACUAUCUCUUGGCAGAAGGAUGGGGCGGCCCUGAAACUCACACAGAGGACCAACGUAGAAACUACUGCUGCUACUGUCAUUAUCAGCAUCAAUGAAUGCACCAGAGCUGACAGUGGUAUAUACACCGUGACAGGAAAGAAUAUUGUUGGAUCUGUGACAGAUAACAUCAUUGUCAAAGUUCAUGAUGUACCUGGGCCACCCAAAGGACCAGUUACGAUUAUGGAAAUAUCACGUACCUAUUGCACCUUUUCAUGGGAAGCUCCUGAGAAUGAUGGAGGGGUUCCCAUCAACAACUAUGUUGUUGAAAUACGAAACACUAUUUCCCAAACAUGGACUGAGUUGUCUUCUGCUGUCAUCCGCACGGUGUUCAAAGCCAUCCGGUUAACGACUGGAUCAGAGUACCAGUUCAGAAUAAAGGCAAAGAACAGAUAUGGUGUUGGACCUCCUAUAACUUCAGAGGCAGUGGUAGCUGCCUAUCCAUUCAAAGUUCCUGGUCCUCCUGGUACUCCUAGUGUUGUUGCUUUUACCAAAAACUCAAUAACAAUUGGCUGGAAUGAGCCGGUGUCUGAUGGUGGAAAUGAAGUCAUUGGUUAUCACGUUGAGAGGAAAGAAAGAAGUGGCAUAAUUUGGUAUAAGAUUAGCAAGGGUAUUGUGAAAGGAAAUAUCUUUAAAUCUGAUGGACUUGAAGAUGGAAUUGCUUAUGAGUUUCGUGUCAUGGCUGAAAAUAAGGCUGGAAUUGGUAAACCCAGCAAGGCCUCAGAACCAAUAUUGGCUUUGGACCCUGUUGAUCCACCAGGUCAACCUGUGCCAAUAUUGGUCAACAAGAAUGCCAUUACUAUUCAGUGGACAAAGCCUGAGUAUGAUGGUGGGUUCAAAAUCACUGGGUACAUAGUGGAGAAGCGAGAACUGCCUGCCGGUCGCUGGAUGAGAGCCAACUUCACCAACAUAAUUGAAACCACAUUCACUGUUAGUGGACUGACUCAGGAUGCCUCUUAUGAGUUCCGUGUCAUAGCCAGGAACUCAGCAGGUGCAGUGAGCAUACCUUCUGAGCCUUCAGAUCCAAUUAUCUGCAAAGAUGAUAUUAUCGAACCACGUAUUAUGGUAGAUGCCAUUUUUAGGGAUGUUGUUCUACUAAAGGCAGGAGAGUCCUUCAAGCUUGGAGCUGAUAUUGCUGGUCAACCGACCCCAUCUAUGGUUUGGACCAAGAAUGGAAAGGAAGUUGAGAAUACAAUGAAACUGGAAGUUAGGUUCACUGAACUGACAACUACUCUAACCAACAAGGACUCUAUCAGGUCAGAUGGAGGUGAAUUCAUUUUGACUGCCACUAAUGUUGGUGGAUUUGCAAAGCACAUCUUUAAUGUUAAAGUGCUUGACAGACCUGGACCACCAGUUGGACCUCUUAAGGUGUCUGAUGUCACAGCUGAUAACUGUGUACUUUCUUGGGCUCCACCUGCAGAUGAUGGUGGUUCCAAGAUUGAAGGAUAUGUGAUUGAGAAGCGUGAAUCAAGCAGACUGGUUUGGACCAGUGUUGUUUCAGACCUGCAAGCUACUCAGUACAAGGUUACUAAGCUGCUCAAAGGAAAUGAAUACAUUUUCAGAGUAAUGGCAGUGAACAAAUAUGGACUCGGCGAAUCUCUUGAAUCACAACCCACUAUUGCAGACAACCCAUAUGUGAUUCCAGAUCCUCCAGAGAAUCCGGAGGUGACAGCUAUUACUAAAGAUUCAAUGGUUGUCAUGUGGCAAGCACCUAAGAGUGAUGGUGGAACUCCCAUCACUAACUACAAUAUUGAAAGAAAAGAUAGACUGGGCCUCCGCUGGGUCAAAUGCAAUAAGAGGAAAGUCAAAGAUCUACAGUUCAAAGCCACAGGUCUUGUUGUUGGACAUGAAUAUGAAUUCAGAAUUAUUGCUGAGAAUGCUGCUGGACUGAGUGCUCCAAGUGUCUCUAGUCCAUUUUAUAAGGCCACUGAUGGACUAUACAAGCCUGGAGCACCAUGCAACCCCAGAAUCUUGGACACAACCAAGUCUUCAAUUACCAUUGCUUGGAACAAACCUGCAUAUGAUGGUGGCUCUGAAAUCACUGGCUACAUUGUAGAGACAUGCAUCCCAUCUGAAAAGAAGGAAGAGGAGGAAUGGACCAUUGUGACACCAAAGGAAGGUCUUCUUGCUACCUCAUUCACCAUUAUUAAUCUGAAAGAGAAUCAGGAGUACAUGAUUAACAUUUCUGCUGUUAACAGUGAGGGAAUUGGAGAGGCAGCAUCUGUACCUGGCAAUCCUAAGGCAGAGGACAGGCUUCUCCCACCUGAGAUUGAUUUGGAUGCUGAGCUUCGGUCAGUUGUCAGACUUAGAGCUUGCUGCUCACUUAGACUGUUUGUGCCUAUCAGAGGCAGGCCACCCCCUGAGGCUAAAUGGACCAAAGGAGAUGGGGAGCCAGUUGAGAGGGCAACCAUUGACAGCACAUCAUCAUACACAUCACUGGUAAUUGAAAAUGUCAACAGAUUUGACAGUGGAAAGUAUAAUCUUACUGUUGAAAACAGCUCUGGCUCCAAGACAGUUACAGUCCAAGUCAGAGUGCUUGAUACACCAAGUGCCCCACAGAAUCUGAAGAUUACUGCUGUAACAAAGGAUGCUGUGACUCUGACUUGGGAUCCACCAGUGAAUGAUGGUGGAGUCAAGAUUAAGAACUAUAUUGUUGAAAAACGUGAGUCUACAAGGAAAGCAUAUGCCACAGUCAGUGCUAACUGCCAUCAAACCACCUUCACUGUUGACCAGCUCCUGGAAGGAUGCAACUAUUACUUUAGAGUUUUAGCUGAGAAUGAGUAUGGCAUUGGCUUGCCCAUUGAGACUGGUGAAUCAGUUAAGGUGUCUGAGAAACCACAGCCUCCUGGCAAAAUCACUCUUAGGGAUGUUACCAAAAACAGUGUCACUCUCUCCUGGGAGAAGCCCGAGCAUGAUGGUGGCAGUAGAGUGGGCUGUUAUGUUGUUGAGAUCCUUCCUAAGGGUGCUGACAAGUGGACGCAAGCUCUGAUUGUAAAAGAAACUGAAGCUACUAUUAGUGGACUAAGUGCAGGUGAAGAAUAUAUGUUCCGUGUAGCUGCAAGAAAUGAAAAGGGAACAAGCGACCCACGUCAAAUUGGAGUUCCUGUGAUUGUAAAAGACCUUGUUAUUGCACCUGUUGUCAAAAUGUUGUUCAACACAUUUACUGUGUUGGCAGGAGAAGAUCUGACAGUGGAGAUUCCCUAUGUUGCACGCCCCAAAGCAACUGUCUCCUGGGUAAAGGAUGGCCAGCCUCUUAAAAGAACUACCAGAGUAAACUUUGGUGCAACAGAUGCAAUGAUGAAUCUUACUAUAAAAGAAGCUACUAAAGAUGAUGUUGGACACUACAUUAUUACUCUUAGCAGCACAGCAGGUGAGACUACAGCAGAUAUUGGCAUUGUUGUUCUUGACAAACCUGGUCAACCAGGCGGUCCAGUUAAGGUAGAGGAGGUCACUUCUGACAGUAUAACCAUCGCCUGGAAUCCACCAGAGUAUGAUGGUGGUUGCACCAUCAAAAACUAUAUUGUGGAAAAGAGAGACACAUCUACCACUAACUGGAUGGUUGUAUCUUCCAACCUGGCAAGGACCAAAAUUAAGGCAGGCAGGCUGAAGACAGGUUCUGAGUAUCAGUUUAGAAUUACUGCAGAAAACAGAUACGGAAAAGGCCCAGCUCUUCUGUCAUCAUGCAUUGUGGCGCAAUACCCAUAUAAGCUCCCGGGGCCCCCAGGAACACCAUCCAUUGCAGCUUGCACCAAAGAUAGCAUGGUGGUGAUCUGGAACGAGCCUGUCAUUGAUGGUGGGAGCGCUAUCUUGGGCUACCAUCUUGAACGGAAAGAGAGGAACAGCAUCCUGUGGGUCAAGCUUAACAAAUCUCUUAUUACUGACCAAACUUUUAAGACCAGUGGUCUGGAACCAGGCAUGGAGUAUGAAUACAGAGUUUAUGCUGAAAACAUUGUUGGAAUAGGCAAAGUCAGUAAAGUGUCUGAGGGAUACAUUGCUAGAGAUCCUUGUGAUCCACCUGGUACCCCAGAGGCAACAAAGAUAACUAAGGACUCAGUGACUAUUGUUUGGACCAAACCUGAGUAUGAUGGUGGUGCAAAGGUUACAGGCUACAUUGUGGAAAAGAAGGAACUUCCCGAGGGUCGCUGGGUGAAGGCGAAUUUUACUAAUGUAAUUGAGACAGAAUAUAUUGCAACUGGCCUUGUGGAGGGCAAUCAAUAUGAGUUCCGUGUCAUUGCCAGAAAUGCUGCUGGUGUUUUUAGUAUUCCUUCUUACAGCACUGGUGCGAUUACUGCCAGAGAUGAGAUUGAGCCACCACGUAUCAGCAUUGACCCAGAGUAUACAAAGACUAUUGUUGUCAGUGCUGGAGACAACUUCAAAAUUGAUGCAGAUGUUCAUGGAAAACCACUGCCCUCUAUCCACUGGAUGAAGGGAGAGCAGGAACUGGGCAAUACAAUUCAUAGAGAAAUUAAGAACACACCCACCAAAGCUUUUAUAUCUGUCAAGGAAGCUAAACUGUCUGACGGAGGGCAAUACAUUUUGCUGCUGAAAAAUCCAGGAGGAGAAAAGACUGUACAGAUCAAUGUGGUUGUUCUAGAUAAACCUGGAGAACCACAAGGGCCUCUUGUUGUCACAGGAAUAACCAAAGACAGAUGCAGUCUUGCAUGGAAACCACCAUUGCAGGAUGGUGGCAGCAAGAUCACUCACUACAUUGUGGAGAGAAGAGAGACAAGCAGGCUAAUCUGGAGUGUUGUUGACCCAAAAGUGGAGAAUAUUUGUCUAAAAGUUACUAAGCUCCUGGAGGGAAAUGAAUACAUCUUCAGAGUCCAUGCUGUCAACCAAUUUGGAGUGGGUGCACCACUUGAAUCUCCCGCCGUCUUGAUCAAGGAUCCAUACAUGCCACCUGGAUCACCCAAGAACUUGGAAGUUUCAAAUAUUAAAAAGGAUUCAAUGUUGCUCACCUGGGAGGUUCCUUCUGAAGAUGGUGGCAGUCCUAUCACUGGAUAUAUAAUUGAGAAGCAUGACAAAGAGGGUGUAAGAUGGACUAGAUGCAAUAGGCAAACAGUCACUGAUUUGACUUUUAAGGUCACAGGACUCCUGGAAAGCCAUAAUUAUGAAUUCAGAGUUGCGGCUGAGAAUGCUAUUGGUGUUGGUGAGCCAAGCUCCUCAACUGUUUUUUACAAAGCUCUUGAUCCUAUCUUUAGACCUGGUCCACCACAAAAUCCAAGAGUUACUGACACUACAAAAACUUCAGUAUUCCUGUCAUGGGGAAAACCCAUCUCUGAUGGAGGCUGUGAGAUUCAAGGAUACAUCGUUGAGUGCUGCUCUACCACUGCAGAAGGAGCUGCCACAGAUGCACCUGCUGAAGAAUGGAUAAUGUGCACACCACCUACAGGUGUUAAGAAGACUAAGUUUGAAGUUGCAAAUCUGAAGGAAAACCAGGCAUACAAAUUUAGAGUAUGUGCAGUCAACAAAGUAGGAGUUGGUGAGCAUGCUGAUGUGUCUGGAACUGUUGUUGCUCAGGACAGAGCAGAAGAGCCAGACCUUGACAUUGACCCAGAACUGAGAAAGAUUGUGACCAUUAAAGCUGGUGCUUCCCUUAGACUUUUUAUCCCUGUCAAAGGAAGGCCCACUCCUACCAUAAAGUGGGACAAAGAUGAAGCUGCCCUUAAAGAGACUGCUCAGGUGGAGAUAACCAGCAGUUAUACUUUGCUUGUGGUUGAUAAGGUGAGCAGAAAUGAUAGUGGAAAAUACACAGUCACUGCAGAGAAUUCAAGUGGAACCAAAUCUGCAUUUGUUGUUGUCCGUGUCCUUGACACACCUAGUGCUCCUGUUAAUCUUAAAGUGAAAGAAAUUACAAACCAGUCAGUAACACUGGAAUGGGAACCACCUCUGUUGGAUGGUGGAUCCAAGAUCAAGAACUACAUUAUUGAAAAGAGAGAAAGCACACUUAAAACAUUUGCAGCUGUUGUUACAAAUUGUCAUGCUCUUUCAUGGAAGAUCGAGCCACUCCAGGAGGGCUACAGUUACUACUUCCGUGUUCUUGCCGAAAAUGCUCAUGGUGUUGGCUUGCCUGCAGCAAUUGUUGAUCCUCUUAAGAUCUCAGAAGUGCCCCAGGCUCCAAAGAAUUUGAUUGUUACAGAUCAGACAAAAACAAGUAUAUCUCUGGCCUGGGAGAAGCCAGAGUAUGAUGGUGGUAGCAGGGUCAUGCAGUACCUGCUUGAGGUGCAGUUGAAGGGCCAAGACAAAUGGUCUGCUGUAAACACAUUUAAGACAAUGGAGGCUACAGUCUCCAAUCUGAACCCCAGAGAGGAGUAUCUAUUCAGAAUUACAGCUGUCAAUGAUAAAGGAAAGAGUGACCCUAAAGUCCUUUCUGGGCCAGUGAUGACCAAAGACUUGGUCUUUGAGCCAGAUGUCCGCCCAGCAUUCAGCAGCUACAGUGUUCAUGUGGGCAAAGACAUUAACAUUGACAUUCCUGUCUUUGGACGUCCUAAACCUACCAUCACAUGGUCUAAAGAUGGAGCUCCCUUGAAGUUUACUACAAGAGUUAAUAUUCUCAAUACAUCAACACAUACAACACUAAGCAUAAAGGAGGCAGCAAGUGAUGAUGGUGGUAUGUACAGUAUAAAUGUCACAAACUCAGUUGGAAAGAAAGACACAACAAUUGAAGUUAUUGUACUUGACAAACCUGGCCCUCCAUGUGGCCCUGUGAGAUUCAAUGAAAUCACAACACAGAGUGUCACUAUAUCAUGGGACCCACCCAAACACAAUGGUGGAUGCCAAAUUUCAAACUACAUUGUACAGAAGAGAGAUACCACUACUACAACAUGGGAAAAUGUUAGCAUCAACUGGGCCAGAACGACCAUUAAAGUGUCUAGACUAAAGACUGGAGCUGAGUACCAGUUCAGGAUCAUUGCCCAGAAUCGUUAUGGCAAAAGCCAUGGUCUUGAUUCAUCUGCUGUAGUUGCUCAGUACCCAUACAGAGAGCCAGGGCCUCCAGGCACUCCUUUUAUCUCUUCCCUCUCUAGGGACCACCAAGUUGUUGAGUGGCAUGAACCUGUCACAGAUGGAGGUAGUCCUGUUCUUGGCUACCAUCUUGAAAGGAAAGAGAGGAAUAGUAUUCUCUGGGUCAAGAUCAAUAAGACUCUUAUCCAUGAGCCUAGUUUCAAGAGUUACCCCUUGGAGGAAGGUGUUGAGUAUGAAUACAGGGUUUAUGCAGAAAAUAUUGUUGGAAUUGGCAGGAGCAGCAAAGUCUCAGAGGGCUGUGUUGCCCGUGAUCCAUGUGAUCCUCCUGGAACACCAGAGGCCAUCCAUGUGACCAAAGAUACUAUUGUCAUUCAGUGGACUAAACCAGAAUAUGAUGGUGGCAGUAAUAUCACUGGCUAUAUUGUGGAAAAGCGUGAUCUGCCUGAGGGCAGGUGGGUAAAGGCAAAUUUUACUAAUGUGAUUGAGACCCAGUUUACAGUAACUGGUCUGACUGAAAAAGCACAGUAUGACUUUAGAGUCAUUGCUAAAAAUGCUGUUGGCACUGUCAGCAAACCAUCAUAUAAUAGUGGACCUAUCACUGCAAGUGAUGCGGUGGAGGCACCAAAAUUCUCCAUUGACCCGGAAUUCACCAAGACCAUUAUCAUCAAUGCUGGAGAGACAUUUAAGCUAGAUGCUGAUGUACGUGGCAAGCCACUGCCAACAAUCCAGUGGUUCAAAGAUGACAAACCAAUUGAGAACACACUUCGACUAGAGAUCAGAAACACAGAAAACCAUGCAAUGAUUGUCAUUAAGGACUCCGUUAGAAUUGAUGGUGGCAUUUAUAUGCUUCAGCUGACAAAUGAAGCUGGCAGUGAAACUGUUCCAUUUAAGGUUUUGGUCCUGGACAGGCCUAGCCCAUGUGAAGGACCACUCCACAUCACUGGAGUUGCUGAAGAUAGAUGCACACUGGUAUGGCGUCCCCCUCUACAUGAUGGAGGCAGUCCUAUUACACAUUACAUCAUUGAAAGAAGAGAGACAAGCCGUUUAGCUUGGACUGUUGUUUCUAGCAGCUGUAACACCACAUGCUACAAAGUUACCAAAUUACUGGAAGGUGAUGAGUAUAUGUUCCGUGUCAUGGCAGCUAAUAGUCAUGGUAUAAGUGAGCCACUAGAGUCUGGUGCAGUGAUAAUGAAGACUCCAUUUGUUCCUCCUGGUCCACCACACAUUGAGGAUGUAUCUAACAUUGCCCAUGAUGGUAUGACCAUCUCUUGGUCUGCGCCUGAGUCUGAUGGCGGCAGUGAAAUUACCAAUUACGUAAUUGAGAAGAGAGACAGAGCUGGGAUCAAAUGGACCAGAUGUAACAGACAGAAGGUUACUGAUCUUUCAUUUAGAGCUACAGGCCUAUCCACAGGCCAUGAGUAUGAGUUCAGAGUGGCUGCUGAGAAUAUAGUAGGAGUGGGAGAGCCAAGCCUUGCAAGUUCAUACUACAAGGCCUGUGAUCCCAAGUACAAACCUGGAGCCCCAGGAUAUGUGCAUGUGAUUGAUUCAACAAAGAGUUCUAUUACUGUGUCAUGGGGUAAGCCUCUGUCUGAUGGUGGUAGUGCCAUUCAAGGAUACAUUGUUGAAGUCUGCAAGGCUGAAGAGGAAGAAUGGACUAUGGUUACUCCUCCAACUGGCCUGCGUGUCAACAAAUAUGAAAUUACAAAGCUUACUGAGGGCCAGGAAUACAAGAUCCAAGUGUGUGCUCUGAACAAACUGGGAGUUGGUGAGCCAGCAGUUCUCUCUGGAACAGCUAAGCCUGAAGAAAGGGUGGAACCACCUGUGAUCCACCUUGACUCUGAGCUGAGAAAGGGCAUCGUAGUGAAAGCAGGUGGAUCUGUUAGAAUUAGUAUUCCAUUCAAGGGCAGACCAACACCUGAGAUUAAGUGGACUAAGGAUGAAGGAAACCUGAGUGAAAAACCAGUGGUUGAGAAAGCUCACACUUUCACACAGUUGUCCAUUGACUCGUGUGACAGAAGCGACUCAGGAAAAUACACCCUGACUCUGACCAACAGCAGUGGCACAGUGUCUGAAUUUGUUGCAGUUAAAGUCCUGGAUGCACCUGGGGCCCCACAGAACCUUGUUGUUAAAGAAGUCAGAAAGGAUUCUGUCACUCUUGUGUGGGAUGCUCCACUGAUUGAUGGAGGUGCCAAAAUCAAGAACUAUGUCAUUGACAAACGUGAAUCAACGAAAAAGGCAUAUGCAAAUGUGUCCACAAAAUGCACCAAAACAACAUUCAAAGUUGAGAACUUGAUUGAAGGUGCUAUGUAUUAUUUCAGAGUCAUGGCUGAGAAUGAAUAUGGAAUCGGUCAGGCGGUAGAAACGAAGACUGCUUCCAAGGCCUCGGAGGUACCACUGCCUGUUGGAAAGGUCCUCCUCACUGAUGUCACAAAGUCCAGUGCCUCACUGGCCUGGGAGAAACCUGAGCAUGAUGGUGGUAGUAGAAUUGCUGGCUAUCUAAUUGAGAUGCUGCCUAAGGGUACAGAUAAGUGGGGAGUUGCAACAAAUACAAAGACAUGUGAGGGUACUGUCACAGGCCUCACAGCUGGAAUGGAAUACCUAUUCCGUAUCAUUGCUUUCAAUGAGAAGGGAAAGAGCGAGCCAAAAGCACUUGCUGCACCUGUAAUUGCCAAUGACAUGACCAUUGAGCCAAGCAUCAAAAUGCAAUUCAACACUUACACUGUAUUAGCUGGAAAAGACCUAAAGUUAGAGUUCCCUGUUCUUGGCAAGCCAAAACCUAAGAUCGCCUGGGCCAAGGAUGGUCAAUCUUUGAAGUUGACAUCAAGAGUCAAUAUAAUAAACACUUCAACAACAACUGGAAUUGAAAUUACUGAGGCAUGCAAGGACGACUUUGGCAAAUAUACAAUUACAGCAACCAGUACUGCUGGGACAAUCACAGAGGACGUGGCUGUCAUUAUCCUCGACAAGCCUGGUCCACCAAAAGGUCCAGUCAAGGUUAUUGAAGUGAGCAACACCUUUGUCCAUCUCUCCUGGGAGCCCCCAGAAUACACUGGUGGAUGCCAAGUAAAGAAUUACAUAGUGGAAAAGAGAGACACAACCACUACAACAUGGCAAACAGUCACCACGCAGCUAGCUAGAACAGCUUUUAAGGUCACCAAGCUGAAGACAGGUGCAGAGUAUCAGUUUAGAAUCACAGCUGAAAACCGAUAUGGAAAGGGUGUACCUCUGGAUUCCAAGGCCAUUGUGGUGCAAUAUCCAUUCAAACCACCUGGGCCUCCAGGGACACCAUAUGUCAAAUCUGCAACCAAGGAAAUGAUGAUCAUUGAAUGGAAUGAGCCAGUCAGUGAUGGUGGAAGUGCAGUUAUUGGCUACCAUCUGGAAAGCAAGGAAAGAAGCAGCAUUCUGUGGAACAAACUAAACAAGACUCUCAUCACUGAUACCCAGUUCAAGAUCUGCAACCUUGAGGAGGGUAUUGGGUAUGAAUUCAGAGUUUAUGCUGAAAAUAUUGUUGGCAUUGGCCGAUGCAGUAAAGUAUCUGAGUCUUUUGUUGCUCGUGACCCAUGUGAUCCUCCUGGUAUUCCAGAAGCUGUAUCUAUUUCUAAGAACCAAAUCAAGAUUCAGUGGACUAAGCCUCAGUAUGAUGGUGGUAGCAAAGUGAAUGGAUAUAUUGUGGAAAGGAAAGACCUUUCUUCCCCUGAUGGACGCUGGGUAAGAGCUAACUUUACCAAUAUAGUUGAGACUGAGUACACUGUCACUGGUCUGACAGAGAAUGAGCAAUAUGAAUUCAGAGUUAUUGCAAGAAAUGCAGCUGGAGUCUUUAGUGAACCGUCUGACAGCUCUGGACCUAUUACUGCUACUGAUGAAAUUGAACCACCAAGGGCCUCAAUGGAUCCCAAAUACAAAGACGUUAUUGUUGUAAAUGCUGGAGAAAAUUUGCUUCUUGAUGCAGAUAUCUAUGGAAAACCAAUUCCUGAGGUACUCUGGCUAAAAGAGGGCAAAGAAAUGGACAAAGCCUUGCGCAUUGAAGUGAAAACCACACAGAAACGUGCAGCCAUAAACAUUAAAGAUGUAACCAAGCUUGAUAGUGGCCACUAUGACCUUGUCCUCAAAAAUCUGGGUGGUACAAAAUCCUUCCCUAUCACAGUUAAAGUCCUUGAUAAACCAGGUCCACCCACUGGACCCAUGAAGGCUACUGGGGUCAUGGCCGACAGGUGCGUCCUUGCCUGGUCUGAGCCGGCUCUAGAUGGUGGGGCCAGUAUCACUCACUAUGUACUGGAGAAGAGAGAGACUAGCAGAUUGUCCUGGACAGUGGCUGCACCAGAUAUCAAGGGUCUAUACCAUAAAGUAACAAAUUUGCUUCCUGGAGAUGAAUACAUUUUCAGAGUCAGAGCAGUGAACAAAUAUGGUGUUGGUGAUUAUCUUGAAAGUGAACCCAUCAUUGCACGCAAUCCUUAUAAGCCUCCUAGUGCACCUGGAACUCCAGAAGCCAGUCUGAUCACAAAGGACUCUAUGGUUUUGUCAUGGACAGCUCCAGAACAGAAUGGUGGAGCGGAAAUUGGAGGCUACCACCUUGAAAAACGUGACAAGGACAGUGUACGGUGGACAAAAUGCAACAGACAAAAGCUGACUGACACCCACUUCAAAGUCACCGGUCUGAUCAUGGAUCACUUCUAUGAGUUCCGUGUUGCUGCUGAGAAUGAGGUUGGAAUGGGAGAUUUCAGUGAAUUGUCCCUGUUCUACAGGGCAUUUGAUGCAACAACACCACCUGGACCUCCACACCAUCCUAAGGUAACAGAUUACACAAAGUCUUCUGUGUCUCUGUCCUGGGGGAAACCUGACUUUGAUGGUGGAGCUUAUAUCAAGGGAUACAUUGUUGAAAUGAGGGAAUACACAGCAAUGCCUGGGUCAACAGAGGAGGCAGAAAUAGCACCUGCAGUGGAAGCUCCAGUUGAGAAAGAAUGGACAAUGUGCACACCACCCAGUGGCAUUCAAGCCACCAAACUCACUAUCACAGACUUGAAGGAGGGUGGCGAAUACCAGUUCCGUGUCUAUGCUAUUAAUUCAGAGGGUGUGGGGGAGGCUGCUAAUGUCCAUGGUACAGUGGUAACUUCUGACAGGGCAGAAGCACCGGAGAUGGAGCUGGAUGCUGAACUCAGAAAGGUUGUAUCUGUCCGUGCUGGUGGAACACUACGUCUGUUUGUCACCAUCAGAGGAAGGCCUAAGCCUGCUGUAAAAUGGGACAAAGUGGAGGGUGUCCUCACAGAGCGUGCUGUAAUCGAUACUACCAGUUCAUACACCAUGCUUGUCAUUGACAAUGUUAAUCGUUUUGACAGUGGCAAAUACUCACUAACACUAGAAAACAGCAGUGGCAAAAAAUCUGCAGUUGUUGCAGUGAGAAUUUUGGAUACACCAAGUGCACCACAAAACUUUACUGUGAAGGAGCUAAAGAAGGAUUCAGUGACUCUUGUCUGGGAUGCUCCACUUACUGAUGGUGGUGCAAAAAUCACUAACUACAUUAUAGAGAAGAGAGAGUCUGUUAGGAAGGCCUAUACGGCCGUCACCAGCAACUGCACAGCAAACUCAUUUAAGAUUGAAGACCUGCCAGAAGGUGGAAAUUUCUACUUUAGAAUUUGUGCUGUUAAUGAAUAUGGCCAAGGUCAGAUGGUUGAAACCAAAGAAGUGAAAGUGGCUGAGGUACCUCUGCCACCAAACAAGGUUACCCUUGUAGAUUUGACCAAGACCAGCGUGUCACUGACUUGGGAAAAACCUGCUCAUGAUGGUGGAAGCAAAGUAAUGUGCUACAAUGUAGAAUUUAAGCCUAAGAGUGGGGAUAAAUGGGGCACAGCAUGUACAGUUAAGGUACCAGAAGCAACUAUUCCUAAUUUAACUCCAAAUGAAGCUUAUUUAUUCAGGGUUGUUGCAGUCAAUGAGAAAGGGAAGAGUGAGCCAAAGGAUCUUGGCUUGCCUGUGGUUGCAAAGGAUGUAGCAGUUGAACCAUCUAUAAAUUUACUGUUUACCACAUACAGUGUAAAGGCCGGAGAUGACCUCACUCUUGAGGUUCCAAUAAGAGGCCGACCAAAGCCUGCUGUAUCCUGGAAGAAGGAUGGCCUUCCUUUGAAGCAAACAACAUCAGUGACUAUCUUAAACACUGCAGCCUCAUCCAAAAUCAUUAUCAAAGAGGCUAAGAAGGAACAUGUUGGGAAGUAUGAAAUCACUCUGGCAAACACAGCAGGAACUGUCACAGCAGAUCUUGGAGUCAUUGUUCUUGAUAAACCAGGUCCACCUAAAGGAAUUAAAGUGGAUGCAGUGACUUCAGACAGCAUCACCCUCUCCUGGUCCCCACCAGAAUACGAUGGUGGCUGCUCCAUCAGCAACUACAUUGUGGAGAAGAGAGACACAAACACACAGGAAUGGCAGAUGGUAGCAAGUAAUGUUGCUCGAACAUCAUUCAAAGCUGGACGCCUGACACAUGGAGCAGAGUACCAGUUCCGCAUUUAUGCAGUUAACCGCUAUGGAAAGAGUACCUACCUUGAUUCACCUGGAAUCACUGCUCAGUACAGUUUCAAACAACCGGGACCUCCUUCUACACCCAUAGUGAAACUGGCUACCAAGUCUUUUAUGUUGGUGACCUGGAAUGAGCCAGUUAGUGACGGUGGUAGUCCUGUUCUGGGCUACCACCUGGAGAGAAAAGAGCGUUCUAGCAUUCUUUGGACAAAGAUGAACAGAGGAAUGAUCAAAGAUACAGAAUACAAAGUCAGUGGAAUUGAAGAGGGUAUGAUGUAUGAAUACCGUGUGUAUGCUGAAAAUAUUGCUGGUAUUGGUAAAUGCAGCAAGGCUUGUGAAGCUGUAGCAGCAAGAGAUCCAUGUGACCCUCCAGGUACACCUGUUGUCACUGCAAUUACCAGAACAUCAGUCUCCUUGUCAUGGGACAAACCAGAAUAUGAUGGUGGAGCAAAGGUUUCUGGCUACAUAAUUGAGCGCAGAGACCUUCCUGAAGGACGAUGGACAAGGUGCAACUUCACUAAUGUACCUGAGACCCAUUAUGAUGUGACAGGCCUUACAGAGAACAGCCAGUAUGAUUUCCGUAUAAUUGCAAAGAAUGCAGCUGGACUGUUCAGUAUACCAUCAGACAAUACUGGUCCCAUCACUGUUAGGGAUGAUGUGGAUCCACCACGCAUUAUGAUUGAUGUCAAGUUCAGAGAGACAGUGUUUGUGAAAGCAGGAGAAACUCUAAAGAUUAAUGCAGAUUUUGCGGGACGUCCUGCCCCUGUCAUUUCUUGGACCAAGGAUGGCAAAGAGAUUGAGCUACGAGCCAGAAUCCAAAUUAUUUCGACUGACACCAGCACAUGUGUCACUGUGAAGGAUUGCAUCAGAAGAGAUUCUGGACAAUAUGCCCUUACUUUACAAAAUAUUGCCGGAACAGUUACCAUGCCAAUAAAUUGUGUGAUUCUAGAUAGACCAGGACCAUCAGCAGGACCUCUGCAGAUCACAGGUGUCACAGCUACAGAGUGCACUUUGUCAUGGGGUCCACCUCAGGAGGCAGGUGGGUCAGACAUCACUCAUUAUGUUGUUGAAAAACGUGAGACCAGUCGGCUGUCAUGGACACUGGUGAAGACAGAUAUCACAAAAACACACUUUAAAGUCACAGGCCUGCUCAAGGGCAAUGACUAUAUCUUUAGGGUUCUGGCUGUUAACAAGCAUGGUGUUGGUGAAGCUCUGGAGAGUGAUGUUAUAAAGGUUACAGAUCCAUACACAUUUGCCACUGCUCCAGCUAGUGUUGAUGUAACUACCAUAACUGGAGACUCAAUGACUCUCACCUGGUGCAAGCCAGCCAAUGAUGGAGGCAGUCCCAUUACUGGAUAUGUGAUUGAACGACGUGAGAAGACAAGCAUGCGCUGGGUCCGUGUGAACAAACAUCCAGUUCCUGAAUGUACCACAGUAGUAACCAAACUGCGCAAGGGUUGUGAAUAUGAUUUCAGAGUCUAUGCUGAAAAUGCAGCUGGUCUAAGCCCUCCAAGUGAAUCAUCUGCAACGUUCAGAGCAGCAGAUCCCUUGGUCGUUCCCUCUCGUCCAACCAAGCCAAAGAUUGUGAAUUCAACCAAAGACAGUGUGUCUAUUGUCUGGAAACCACCAACAGAUGAUGGUGGUGCUCCUAUCCUUGGAUACAGUGUAGAAUACAGAGACUACAUCCGGAAACCAGAGACAGAGGUAGAAGAGGAAGAAUAUGAGGAGGAAGAGGAGGUCCCUGAGUCACCUGAAGAACUAGCAAGAUGGGUUGAGGCCAUCCCUCUUACAAAAAGCUUAGAAUUCACCAUUGGUGGAUUAAAGACAGAUGCAGAAUAUGAAUUCUGUGUUAGAGCAAUCAGUAAAGUUGGCAGCAGUAUGCGUAGUCCAUAUUCAAAUGCAGCUGCAGCGAAGGACAGAACUGUAGAACCAUCAUUUGAUGUUGACACUGAGAUACGUAAAGUACUUGUUGCUAAACAUGGCACAGCAUUUUCUCUUAAUGUGCCAUUCAAGGGAAACCCUUUGCCAUCAGUAACAUGGGCUAAGGAGGGUGUUGAUCUGAAGGUCAGAGGAACCAUUGAAUCAGCAGAGUCCAGCACUUCAUUGACUAUUGAGAAGUCAACUAGAAAUGACUCUGGAGAAUACACUGUCACAAUUGAAUCACCACUGGGAAAAGCAACAUUGCCCAUAGUUGUCAAGGUGCUCGACUCCCCAGGACCCCCAGUCAAUGUUAAAGUAUCUUCAGUGACCAGGGACUCUGCAACCCUCACUUGGGAGGCUCCCGAGAAUGAUGGUGGUGAUCCAGUAAAAGCCUACCAUGUUGAAAAACGUGAGGCCAGUAAGAAAGCCUGGGUGUCUGUGACCAGCAACUGCCGCACUCUGACUUACAAGGUGGAAGACCUCCAGGAGGGAGCCAUCUAUUAUUUCAGAGUCAUUGGAGAAAAUGAGUAUGGAGUGGGUGUCCCGCUGGAGGCUAAGGCUGGGACAAAGAUUACAGAGGUACCAAGUCCACCGAUGAAACUUGGAGUUGCAAAUGUUACCAAGGACAGCGUUACAAUUGUGUGGACCAGACCAGAAUAUGACGGUGGGAGCAAAGUCACUGGUUACCUUAUUGAUGCUGUUGAGAAAGGGCAGACCAAGUGGGUGAAAUGUGCCACUGUGAGGACAAUGACUCACACUAUCAAGAGCCUUCGGGAAGGUGCCGAGUACUUUUUCAGAGUCCGCGCUGAGAACCAUGCUGGACUUAGUGAACCCAAGGAGAUGAUCGUUCCUGUUAUUGUUAAGGAAAUACACGAGGCUCCAGAGUUUGACCUGAAGAACUAUCCCAAGAAUACAGUUUAUGUAAAAGCAGACUCCAACCUGACUUUUGAGAUUCCAUUAACUGGCAGGCCCAUGCCAAAGGUCACUAUAUCCAAGAACAACGUCGUCAUUAAGGCGUCCAAGAGGCUGUUGACAGAAGUAACUCCUGAUAGCUUAAUAAUCACCCUAAAUGAAAGCGUUUCAGCCGAUGCUGGCAAAUAUGAAAUCACCGCCUCAAAUGCAGGAGGUACCACCAGGAUUUUCAUUAUCUUUGUUGUGCUGGACAAACCUGGACCUCCUGUUGGUCCAGUUCAGAUUGGAGAAGUUGGAGAGACAACAGUCCAUCUGAAAUGGGCUCCUCCAGAGUAUGAUGGUGGCAGUCCUGUUACCAAUUAUGUUGUUCUUAAACGUGAAACCAGCACUCCUGCCUGGGUAGAGGUAUCCACUGCCAUUGCCAGAAGUGAGAUCAAGGUGACUAAACUGACCAAGGGAGAGGAGUAUCAGUUCAGAAUCAAGGCUGAAAAUCGUUAUGGUGUCAGUGACCACAUUGACAGCAAGCCAGUCACGAUAAAGCUUCCAUACAUUGUCCCUGGACCUCCAUCCACACCUUGGGUUAGCUUUGUGUCCAGAGAGAGUCUCACAGUCUGUUGGAAUGAGCCAGUCAAUGAUGGUGGAAACCCUGUGAUUGGAUACCAUCUCCAGAUGAAAGAGAGGAGCAGCAUCCUUUGGCAGAAAAUCAAUAAGACUGCAAUCCCAGGAAACCAGUGGCAUGUUACAAACAUUUGCCCUGGUCUCAUCUAUGAAUUCAAGGUGGCAGCUGAAAAUGCUGCUGGUAUUGGAAAAAUGAGCAAAACCUCAGAAGAAGUUCUUGCUAUUGAUGCCUGUGAGCCCCCAGCAAAUGUUCGUGUCACAGAAGUCACCAAGAACUCAGUUAGCCUGACCUGGCAGAAGCCUCCAUUUGAUGGUGGCAGCAAGAUUACUGGCUACAGUGUGGAAAGGAGGGAGGCCCCCAGUGGCAGAUGGGUGAAGGCCAACUUUACGAACAUCAUUGAGCUGGGUUUCACUGUAUCUGGACUGAACCAGGAUGAGUCUUAUGAGUUCAGAGUGUAUGCUAAGAAUGCAGUUGGGUCUGUCAGCAACCCAUCUCUCAUUGCUGGACCAGUCACUUGUGUUGAUGCAUGUGGUGCCCCAGCCAUUGACCUUCCUCCAGAGUAUCUGGAUGUGGUUCAGUACAAAGCUGGAGCUUCAGUUAAGCUCAGAGUAGGAAUUAUUGCCAAGCCUCUGCCAACCAUUGAGUGGCUCAAGAAUGGAAAGGAACUUGUAACAACCUCCACUGUGUCUGUUGAAAGCACAACAGACUCUUCUGCUGUUCUGAUCAAGGAUGCAACUCGCCUUGAUACAGGUUCAUAUGAGAUCAAGAUUAGGAACGUUCUGGGGUCAGCAUCUGCAACCAUCAGGAUUGAAAUCCUAGACAAACCUGGACCCCCAGCUGGCAAUAUUAAUUUCAACUCCAUCACAGCAGAAAGGAUCAUGUUCAGCUGGGAACCGGUGCCUGAGUCUGACCAGGGAGGUUCCAAGGUCACCCACUACAUUGUUGAGAGGCGUGAGACUAGCAGAGUGGUCUGGUCAACAGUUUCUGACAAAUGCGAGCAGACAUACACUGCUGUCGGCAAACUGGUGCGUGGAAAUGAGUAUGUAUUCCGCGUCAUGGGUGUUAACAAGUAUGGAGUUGGAGAACCACUGGAGUCAGAGCCUGUCAUUGCUAAGAAUGCCUUUGUAACUCCUGGGCAGCCUCAUACUCCUGAGGUGAACACCAUUACAAAGUCCACUAUGGUGGUGGAAUGGGGCAAACCAGGUGUGGACGGAGGUAGUGCUGUGACAGGCUACUACCUGGAGAGACGAGACAAGAAGAGCUUGCGCUGGAUCAGAGUUUAUAAAGAUCCUAUCACUGGCACCAAACAGGCAGUCUAUCACUUGACAGAAGGAAAUGAAUACCAGUAUCGUGUGUGCGCCAUUAACAAGGCAGGAGAGGGACCAUUCUCUGAUGCAUCAGACUAUUAUAAGGCUGCUGACCCAGUUGAUCCACCAGAUGAACCUUGCAAGUUAAAGGUGGUGGACUCCACCAAGACAUCCAUCACUUUGGGCUGGUCCAAACCAGAAUGGGAUGGAGGAAGUGAGGUCACCAGUUACAUGGUGGAAAAGCUUGUGGAGGGAGAACAAGAAUGGGCUAUGAUUACCUCCAAAGGAGAAGUCAAAACAACAGAGUAUGUAGUCCACAAUUUAAAACCAGAUGUCAACUACUUCUUCAGAGUUUCUGCCGUCAAUUGUGCUGGUCGUGGAGAGCCGCUAAAGAUGACUGAACCAGUACAGGCUAAGGACAUCCUGGAGGAGGCCCAGAUUGACUCAGAUGUUGCCAUGAGAACUCACUACAUUGUGAAGGCCGGCAAGGAUGUGGAACUCUCUGUUCCAAUAAAGGGCAGACCUGCACCCACUGCUUCCUGGAGCAAGGGAGAAGAAUGCAUUGAUCGCAACCCCAAAUAUGAAUUCCACCAUUCAGACACAAGCACAGUCCUUGUUAUGCGUGAGGUGACUAGGCUUGAUACUGGAAAAUACACAGUCAAGAUAGAGAAUGGUGUGGGAGAGCCCAAGACAGUGACUCUGUCUGUGAAGGUCCAAGAUACUCCAGCUCAGUGCAGGAACCUGGUCCUUAAGGAUGUGACUCGUGGAAAGGUGACUCUCUGCUGGGAGCCCCCACUUCUUGAUGGCGGUGCAGAGAUUACUAACUACAUUGUGGAGAAGAGAGAUUCAUCCAAGAGAUCAUAUUCUGCAGUAACAAGCAAAUGCACAGACACAACAUACACCAUUGGAGAUCUUUCUGAAAAGACACCCUUCUUCUUCCGUGUCUUAGCAGAGAAUGAGAAUGGUAUUGGUGAUCCAUGUGAAACGCAUGAGCCUGUUAAAGCUACAGAAACUCCAGGACCAGUCAAGGAGGUCUCUAUGAAGGAUUCAUCAAAGACCUCUAUCACUCUCCAGUGGCUGAAACCAGAUUAUGAUGGUGGUAGUAUAAUCUCUGACUACAUUAUUGAGAAGAAGGUAACAGAUGAGGAAUGGUCGUUAGGAGGAACAAGCAGACAGUGUGAGUUUGAGGUCAAGAAACUCAAGGAGCACUCAAACAUGUUCUUUAGAGUUGCUGCCAGGAAUGAGAAAGGAAAGGGAGAUUUUGUUGAAAUUGGGCCUAUCAAGGUCAUUGACUACAUUAUUCCACCAGAGGCAGACCUCACCGAAUAUCCAGGCGGCAGCAUCAGCGUUCGUCUGGGUCAUAAUGUGCACAUUGAACUGCCAUACAAAGGCAAGCCUAGACCUUCUGUUCUUUGGAUGAAGGACAACCUGCCUCUGAAAGAGAGUGAUCAAAUACGCUUCAAGACAACGGAAAACAAAGCCACUCUAGCAAUUAAGAAUGUGAAGAAGGAGAAUGAGGGUAAAUAUACCUUAACCCUUGACAAUAAGGUGAACAGGAAAUCCUUCCACAUCUAUGUCAUCACACUGGGACCACCAUCAAAGCCUGUUGGACCUAUCCGACUGGAUGAAGUGAGAGCCGAGAGCAUCAUGAUCUCAUGGGAUGAACCAAAUGAUGAUGGAGGUGGAGACAUUACCUGCUACUCUGUGGAGAAACGUGACACCUCCCAAACUGACUGGAAGAUGGCCUGCUCUAGUGUACAGGAUACUCAAUUCAAGGUCGCCAGCCUUAUCAAAGGGGUUCAGUACCAGUUCAGAGUGUGUGCUGAGAACAGAUAUGGUGUCAGUGAGCCUCUGCUUUCUCAAAUGGUUAUUGCCAAGCACCAGUUCAGGCCUCCAGGCCCACCAGGCAAGCCCGUGGUAUACAAUGUUACCAACGAUGGUAUGACCAUUCAGUGGGAGAAGCCCAUCUUUGAUGGUGGAACCCCCAUACAGGGCUAUCAUGUGGAGAAGAAGGAGAAGAAUAGCAUCAUGUGGCAAAAGGUGAACACCGUGGUGAUCAAAGAAACAGAUUACAGGAUUUUGGAGCUCAUUGAAGGCCUUGAGUACUCCUUCAGGGUCUAUGCCCAGAAUGAUGCUGGGUUCAGCCGAAUGAGUGAUGAAAGCAAGCCAACCAUGGCCGUCAGUCCAGUUGAUCCUCCUGGCCAGCCUGAUUACAUUGAUGUGACUAGUGACUCGGUGACACUGAAAUGGGAUGCACCCAAACGUGAUGGUGGUAGUAAGAUUGCUGGAUACAAUAUCGAGAAACGUCAAGGACACGGGCGCUGGUUCAAGGCUAACUUGACCGACGUACAUGACUGUCAGUACACCGUCACUGGAUUGGCAACAAAUGAACGAUAUGAGUUUAGAGUCAUUGCCAGAAAUGCCAUGGGUGUUGUCAGUCCCCCAUCCAACUCUUCUGGCCUGAUUGCUGUAAGAAGUGAAAAUGCUUCUCCAAACAUUGAGUUUGGCCCAGAGUACUUUGAAGGUUUGACAGUCAAGGCGGGAGACAGCAUGAGGCUAAAAGUGACCAUUACUGGACGGCCAGUUCCCAAGGUUGUCUGGUUCAAGGAUGGUGUGGAGAUGACCAAAAAGGUGAUGGACAUCAUUACAGUUCCUGGAUCCAGCACCCUCUUUGUCAGGGAUGCUGACCGCUCACACCGUGGACUCUACACUGUGGAAGCUACCAAUGGAUCUGGAACUAAAAAAGAAAGCAUCCUUGUUCAAGUCCAAGAUACACCUGGGGAGCCAGUUGGACCCAUCACUUUCAGCAACAUCUCAGAGGGCAAGUGCACUGUGUCUUGGAAUCCCCCAGAGAAUGAUGGCUGCUCCGAGAUUUCACAUUACAUCGUUGAGAAGCGUGAAACUGCCAAGAUUUCUUGGACAUUGGUUUCUGAUGAAUGUAAGGAGUGCAUCUUCAAUGCAACCAAGCUCAUCAAGACUAAUGAGUACCAAUUCCGGGUAUCUGCUGUUAACAAGUUUGGAGUUGGCAGACCUCUGGAAUCCAGUCCCAUCAUUGCACAGAUGCAAUAUACCACUCCUGAUGCUCCAGGCACUCCUGAUGCAACUGAAGUUACAGGAGAGAGCAUCACCUUGUCCUGGACUCCUCCAACAUCUGAUGGAGGAAAUCCCAUUCAGUACUAUAUCCUGGAGAAACGAGAGAAGAAGACUGUCCGGUUCUACAAGGUGAUUACCAAGAAGCCCAUUGUUGAAUGUGCUCACAGAGUGCACAACCUAACAGAGGAUAUGGAAUACGAGUUCCGUGUUAUGGCCGUAAACGAUGCUGGUGUUGGAGCUGCUAGCAACAUCUCAUUACCCAUCAAAGCUGCUGAGCCAAAAGAUAUUCCUUGUGCUCCAUCAGUGGUCUGUGUGUCAGACUCCACCAAUACCUCCAUCAGCUUGGAAUGGACCAAACCUGCUGAUGAUGGAGGCAUGGAGAUUCUUGGCUACAUUAUUGAAAUGGUAAAGAGAGAAGGGGCAGAAUGGAAGAGAGUAAAUGAGGAGCUUGUGGCUGAAACAAAUUAUGUGGUGACAGGUCUCCAGACAGGGGCUGAGUACAAAUUCCGUGUUGCAGCUGUCAAUCAUGUGGGCAGAGGUGAGCACAAAGAAACUCCAGAGCCUGCUCAGGCUGUAGAUAGGCUAACACCCCCACAGGUAGAUAUUGACGCCACCUUCAAGCAGACACACAUUGUCAAAGCAGGAGGUUCAGUGUGCUUGGGCAUCCACUUCAGAGGAAAACCUAUUCCCACUGCCACUUGGGUGAAGGAGGAAGGGGAGCUGAGUGUCAUGUCAGAGAUAACAACUACUGAUGGCUACAGUUGUCUAAGCAUUGAAAACUGCUCUAGAAAUGAUAUAGGCAAAUAUACCGUAAACCUAGAGAACCCCAGCGGCAGCAAGGCCAUUACAUUCGUUGUAAAGGUCAUGGACACUCCUGGACCUCCACAGGCUGUUACCUUCAAGGAGGUGUCCAGAGGCACAGUCACACUUAUCUGGAAACCUCCUCUCAAUGAUGGUGGAGCCAGAAUCCAUCACUAUAUUGUUGAGAGGCGUGAGGCUAGCCGCCGCACUUGGCAGCAGUGUGGUAGCAAAUGCACAAAGUAUAUCCUAAAGAUCCAGGAUCUGCUGGAGGGAGUGCCAUACUUCUUCAGAGUCUCAGCCGAGAACCAGCAUGGUGUGGGUGAGGCAUUUGAACUGACUGAGCCUGUCAUUGCCACUGCAGAGCCAGCAACUACAAAGAGACUGGACAUCCUCGACACCACAGACAACUCUGUGUCAUUGGGAUGGCUGAAACCAGAGCAUGAUGGUGGUAGUCGCAUCCAGUGUUUCGUCAUUGAAGCUAGGCCAAAGGGUACAGACAAAUGGGUAGUUGUUGGCAACACCAAAAAUCUGACCUAUGUUGUUGAAAAGCUCAAUAAGGGCGAUGAGUAUGACUUCCGUGUGAAGGCUAAGAAUGAAUCUGGCUAUAGCAAGCCCAAGGAAACUCUGGCUCCUGUUCUGGUCAAAGAACCUCACAUCGAACCUGCUGCUGACCUCAGUGAAAUCACCAACCAGCUUAUUACAUGCAGGUCUGGAAGCACCUUCACCAUCGAUGUUCCCAUCAGUGGCAGACCCGCUCCUAAGGUCACCUGGAAGCUGGAGGAAAUGAGGCUGAAAAACACAGACAGAGUCUCCGUCAAAGUUACUAAAGAUAGAACCAGCAUCUCAGUUAAGGAGGCCAUGAGAGGAGAUGGUGGUAAAUACCACCUGACUCUGGAGAAUGUAGCAGGAACUAGAACCUUUACUAUUGAAGUUAAUGUCACAGGCAGGCCCAGUCCUCCAAGUGGACCAAUUGAAAUCUCUUCCAUUACUUCUGAAUCCUGUGUUGUUAACUGGCAUCCACCAGAAGAUGAUGGUGGCACUGACAUCACCAACUACAUUGUGGAGAAGCGUGAAUCUGGUUCCACAGCCUGGCAGCUGAUCAACUCCAGCGUGAAGCGCACAUCUCUCCACGUCAGUAACUUGACCAAAUACAUGCAGUACACAUUCAGGGUCUCUGCAGAGAACAGAUUUGGUGUCAGCAAGCCCUCUGAGUCUGAGACUAUUGUUGCAGAGCAUCCUUACACACCUGCAGGUCCACCAACAAAGCCUUCAGUCUUUAAUGUCACUGCUAACACAAUGACCCUGAAAUGGGAGGAGCCCUACCAUGAUGGUGGAAGCAAGGUGACGGGUUACUGGAUUGAGAAAAAGGAGAGGAACAAUAUCCUGUGGGUGAGGGAGAACAAGAUCCCUUGCUUUGAGUGUUAUUACAAAGUGGAAGGUCUGGUGGAAGGCCUGGAAUAUCAGUUCAGGGUUUAUGCUAUGAAUAGUGCGGGGCUCAGCAAAGCCAGCGAGGCCUCGAAGGGAGCAGUUGCUCAAAACCCUGUUGAUCCACCAGGUAAGCCUGAAGUCACAAACGUAACAAGGACCACCGUGUCCCUAAAGUGGUCGUCUCCACUGUAUGACGGUGGCAGUCCAAUUGUAGGCUACAUCAUCGAGCGUAAGCCGUACACUCUGACUGGUGAGGGCCGCUGGCUGAAGUGUAACUACACCAACGUGACAGAAAAUUUCUAUACUGUAACUGCGCUGGGAGAAGGAGAGCCCUACGAGUUCAGAGUUAUUGCCAAGAAUGCCAACCAAGUCUUCAGCAUACCCUCUGAGUCCACCGGCUCUGUGCAGUGCAAGACUGACUUUGAACCUCCAAAGGCCCAACUGGACAGCAAACUCCUGUCUGAAACUGUGAUGGUCAGGGCCGGUUCAGACCUGGUUCUGGAUGCUGCAGUGGGUGGCAGACCUGAUCCCAAGGCUUCUUGGUCCAAGGGUAACAGAGAUCUGGACUUGUGUGAAAAGUACCACUUGCAGUAUACUCCCACUCGAGCCAUGGCCAUCAUCAAAUUCUGUGACAGAGAUGACACUGGAAAAUACAUCCUUACAGUCAGGAAUGUAAGUGGAACCAAGACUGCAGAGGUCAACGUCAAAGUGCUUGACACACCUGGAGUGUGUGAAGGCAGCAUCGAGAUCAGUAAGAUAACAGAGGAAUCCUGCACUCUGAGCUGGAAGCCUCCUCUCGAAGACGGCGGCGAUGACAUCGCUCACUACAUUGUGGAGAGGCGUGACACAAACAGACUUAACUGGGUACUCAUGCAUGCCGAGUGCAAGGAACUGACCUGCAACAUCACCGGGCUGAUGAAGAACACAGAGUACCUGUUCAGAGUGCGGGGAGUCAACAAAUACGGGCCUGGAGUCCACCUGCAGUCAGACCCCAUGAUUGCCAGAAACACCUUUACUGUGCCAACUCCUCCUGGUGCUCCAGAGAUCCUGGCAUCAGGAAAGGACUUUGCUACCAUUGAGUGGCUGAAGCCAGAGAGCGAUGGGGGUAGCCCGUUGAUCCAUUACCUUGUUGAGAGGCGUGAGAGAAAGAGUGCACGCUGGGUGAAGGUGAACAGGGAUGGUGCUCACCUAGACACCACUCUGAAGGUGUGUGGCUUGACUGAAGGCAACAUCUACCAGUUCAGAGUGACAGCCAUCAACAAGGCUGGAGAAAGUGAGCCCAGCGAGGUUUCUCUGUAUGUCGUCUGCAGAGUGCCAACGUGUACCCCUGUUGCUCCUUCUAUCCCUCGUAUUACUGACACCCACGCUGACAGUAUCAGCCUGGCCUGGUCCCGGCCCGUGGAGGAUGGAGGAGCCGAUGUGAUCGGCUACAUUCUGGAGAUGAAAGAAGCGGGAGCAGAAGAAUGGAAGAAGGCCCAUGAAAAGACCCUGCGUACCACAGAGUAUGUAGUGACUGGACUUUCUGCCGGCAAGAAGUACUGCUUCAGAGUGGCUGGCAUUAACAUCAAUGGUACAGGAGACUUCAGUGAACCAUGUGCUGAAACUGAGCCAGUGGAGAGAAUUGAAACUCCUGACUUUGAGCUCCAUGAUGACCUUAAGAAGACCAUCUGCCUGCGUGCUGGUGGCUGCUUACGCUUAUUUGUUCGUGUCACUGGUCGCCCCGCUCCUGCAAUCACGUGGAGCAAACCUGAUGUUGACCUCCAAAACAGAGGCUUCAUUGAGGUCACUAACACUUCCACCACUCUCAUUAUUGACAAGGUUAACCGCUACGAUGCUGGCAGGUACACUCUGGUGGCUGAGAAUUCUGCUGGGAAACAGGAAGUCAGCAUUCUGGUCAAGGUCUAUGAUACUCCUGGACCAAUUGGGCCAAUCAAAAUCAAGGAACUGACCAAGGAGUCUGCAACGAUCUCUUGGGACGCUCCAACGGUGGAUGGUGGUGCUCCUGUCAACAGCUACAUCAUUGAGAGGCGAGAAGCCUCCAUGAGAGCCUACAAGACAGUCACAUCCAAGUGCAGUAAGACAUCUUACAAGAUUGAUGCCCUGAUGGAGGGUAUGCUGUAUUACUUCCGUGUUCUCCCUGAGAACAUUUAUGGUAUCGGAGAGCCCCGUGAGACUCCUGAUGUCAUCCUGGUCUGCGAGGUGCCUCUGCCACCAAACAAACUGGAAGUCAUCGAUGUCACCAAGAGCACUGUCACCCUGGGCUGGGAGAAACCGGAGCAUGAUGGUGGCAGCAGACUGAUAGGCUAUGUCAUUGAAGCCUGCAAGUUUGGUACUGACAAGUGGAUGAAGGUGGCUACACUGAAGCUGACAGACUUUGAGCACACCAUUGAGAAGCUGAAUGAGAAAGAGCAGUAUCUGUUCAGAAUCAGAGCCAUCAACAGCCGAGGAGCCAGCGAGCCCAAAGAACUGGUUGCAGCUGUCACUGUACAGGAACAGAGAGUAAUGCCUGUAGUGGACUUCUCUAGUAUUCCUCAGAAGGUUGUCAAUGUACUGGCUGGCAAGACCCUGGAGCUGAACCUGCCCAUCAUUGGCAGACCUCCUCCUGUUUGCUCCUGGUACUUUGGUGACAACAAGAUAAAAAUCACAGACCGUGUCAAGAUCAAGAGCACCGGCAAGUUCUCCAAACUGACUGUGUCUGACACCACCAUCGACGACACUGGUGACUACACCCUGGAGGUGAAGAAUGCUGUUGGUGUCAUCACUGAGGUCAUCAAAGUCAUCAUUCUCUCUAAACCUGAUGAACCAACGGGACCCAUCAGAUUUGAUGAGAUUGAUGCCACCACCAUCACUUGCAGCUGGGAUCCUCCGGUCAGAGAUGGUGGAGCUCCCAUCAGUGGCUACGUGGUGGAGCAGCGUGAUGCUCACAGACCUGGCUGGAUGCCUGUCUCUGACUCUGUCAGCCGACCACUGUUCAAGUUUGAGAACCUGAUCGAGGGAGAUGAGUACGUCUUCCGUGCAGCUGCUGUGAAUCGUUAUGGUACUGGAGAAUUCCUGCAGUCUGAGACAGUCACCAGCAGGAGCAUGAAGAAUGUGCCGGGACCACCUGGCCGUCCAGUCACCUUUGAUGUUUCUCGUGAUGGUAUGACUGUGGCCUGGGAGCCACCAGAUGAAGAUGGUGGUCUUGAGGUUUCUGGUUACAUCAUUGAACGCAAAGAAGUCAGGGCUGACAGAUGGGUGCGUGCCAACAAGAAUCCUGUAACCAUGACUAGGUACAGGUCUACUGAGCUAAUCGAGGGCCUUGAGUAUGAACACAGAAUCACUGCCAUCAACGCCAGAGGACUUGGCAAGCCAAGUCUACCAUCUAAACCAGCAGUGGCAACAGAUCCAAUAGAUCCACCUGGCUGUCCUCAGAAUCCAAGGAUCACUGACACUACCAAGUCCUCUGUGUCACUGGCUUGGAGUCCUCCUGAUGAUGAGGGAGAUGCUAGGGUAGAUGGUUACCUGAUUGAGAUGCAGAAAGUGGGCACCGUGGCCUGGAUCAAAUGCAACACCACACCAUCUCUCAUUUGUGAGUACACACUGACCAACAUGCCACAAGGAGAGCAGUUCAAAUUCCGUGUGAUGGCCUGCAAUGCUGGUGGCAGCGGAGAGCCUGCCGAAGUGCCUGGAACAGUCACUGUGACUGAGAUGCUUGAAUCUCCUGAAUAUGACCUGGAGCUGAAAUACAAAGAUGUGUAUGUGGUCCGCCACGGAGGAGUCCUUAGAUUAUCUGUGCCCAUCAAAGGCAAACCACGCCCAACCUGCAAGUGGUCAAAGGAUGGUGGUUUAGUGUCUGCUAGGGCUAUGAUUGCCUCCACUGAGGAUGCCAGUGAGCUUGUGAUCAAGGGGGCUGAGAGAAGUGACUCUGGUGUGUACGACCUCCUGCUGGAGAAUAAGGUUGGCAAGAAGAAAGCCCAAAUCAAGGUGAAGGUCAUUGGCCGGCCAAGCGCUCCAGAGGGACCAAUAGUUUUUGAGGAGAUUCAGGCCAACUCAGUCAGGCUGUCCUGGAAGGCACCCACUGAUGAUGGUGGCUCAGAAAUCCUUGGUUACAUUGUGGAAAGACGCGAGGCAGCCAGGAACGCCUGGUACACUGUAGACUGUAGAGUGACUGAAACUCAGCUGGUUGUUAAGGGCCUGAAGGAAGGAACAGAAUACCACUUCAAGGUGACAGCUGAAAACACAUUUGGUAUCAGUGCAUCCCUGAAGUCUGAACAGCCACUGGUACCCAAGACUCCUCUGUGUCCCCCCGAGCCUUCAACUACCCCACCAGAGAUUAUGGACAUCACCAAGAGCUCAGUGGCACUGGCGUGGUCCACACCAAAGGAUGACGGUGGAUCUGCCAUCACAGGCUACUUUAUUGAGUACAAGGUGGUGUCUGCUGAAACAUGGUCCCGUCAUGAGGCCAAGAUAACCUCCACGAUGUUUACUCUAUCUGGACUCACCCCCGACACGGACUACCACUUCCGCAUUGUUGCUGUCAAUGACAUAGGCGAGAGUGAGGCAGGUCCUGUGUCUGACCCAGUCACAUGCAAAGAUCCAUUUGACAAGCCAAGCCAACCAGGUGAAAUUGAUACAGUGAAUGUGACUAACAACUUCAUCACCAUCCGCUGGCAAGCUCCAGAGUGUGAUGGUGGAAAGGAGGUUCUGGGUUACUGGGUGGAGUAUAGGAAGUCCACAGAGAGCACGUGGAAGAAAUGUAACAAGGAGAGACUUAAGGAAAGGGAGUUUACUGUACCUGGACUGUCUGAGGCCACAGAAUAUGAAUUCAGAGUGUUUGCUGAGAAUGAGACUGGAAUGAGCAGACCUCGUAGGACUGCCACCUGCAUCAAGACCAAACUGCUCACUGAAACUAAACCAAGCCUGAGAAAGGAAAUGGAUGAAGUAACUGCCAAACUUGGCCAGCCUGCUGUUAUGAAGUGCCAGAUUAUUGGCAGACCUGUUCCUGAGAUAAAGUGGUAUCAUUCAGGCAAGGAAAUUGUUCAGUCCCGCAAGUAUGAGAUAAGCUCUGAUGGCCGCAACCACUCCCUAUCUAUUAUGACUGACCAGCAGGAAGAUGAAGGAGAAUACACCUGCAAGGCCAUAAAUGAUGCCGGAGAAGCAGAGACCACAGGCAUCUUAGUUUUGGAGGCUGCUGCAUCGUUCCACCCUGACUACCCACUGAAGGACACCUACUAUGCCGGCCUGGGAACCACUCUACGCAUCCACGCUGUUUACAUCGGCCGUCCUGAGCCGAAGAUCAUGUGGUUGCAUGGGGCAAAGACCCUGGAAAACACAGAGGACAUUAGCAUUGAGACCACUGAGCACUACACACAUCUGGUCAUCAAGAAUGUGCAACGCCGAGUCCACGGAGGCAAAUACAGAAUCAGACUGCAUAACCACUUCGGCCGAGCUGACACCGCAUUCACUGUUGAAAUCUACGACAAACCUGAUAUACCUCAGGGUCCCAUUGUCCUGGAUGCCCUGCUGAAGAACUCAGUAAUCAUCAGCUGGAAGGCUCCCAAAGAUGACGGAGGCUGCAUGAUUACGAACUAUAUUGUGGAGAAGCGUGAGGACAAGGAAGGCUCCGAGUGGGAACUGGUGUCAUCAUCCAUCAAUGGCACAUCUUGCCGUGUGCCCAACCUCAUCGAGAGUGCUGGGUACUUCUUCCGUGUCUAUGCUCAGAACCGCUAUGGCAGCAGUGAGCCACUGGAGCUGGCUUCCCCGAUCCUCAUCAAGAGCCAGCUGGAGAGACCAUCACCACCUCUAUCACCAGUUGUUUCUGGAAUUACUAAGGAUUCCUGCGUGGUUUCCUGGAAACCUCCUCUCAGUGAUGGCGGAUCCAAGAUCAAGAGCUACUGCCUUGAGAAAAAGAACAAGAAGGACAAGAGGGAAUGGACUGAAUGGACUCCAGUAACCACAGAUGAGAUCAAGCAAACGGUGUUCUCUGUGAAACAUCUGACUGAGGGUGUCGAGCACAUCUUCCGUGUUAAAUGUGAGAAUCUUGGAGGACAAAGUGACUACAGUGAGGAGACCACUCCUAUCAUUCCAGCCGCAGCUGUUGAGAUCCGUGCUCCUGCCUUCAAAGAUGAGCUGAGGAACAUGAGUGUCAAGUACAAGAGCAAUGCUACCCUUGUCUGUAAGAUUUUAGGACAGCCCAAACCUGUAAUUAAAUGGUUCAGACGAGGAAAAGAAAUCCAUUCUGAUGGAAAGAAGAUCAAGAUCCAGGAGUUUAAGGGAGGUUACCACCAGCUGGUCAUCACAGAGGCUGACGAGGAAGACUCCACUGUAUAUCAGAUCAGGGCCACCAACCAGGGAGGCUCCAUCUGUGCCACUGUCUCUCUGGAUGUUGAAAUUCCUGCCAAGAUCAACCUGCCAAAGAACCUGAAGGACAAGGAAGCCAUUCCUGCCCUGCGUGGAGAGGUGGUUAAUAUCAAGAUUCCUUUCAGUGGCAAACCAGAUCCUGUCAUCACAUGGCAAAAGGGACAAGAUCUAAUUGACAGCAAUGGACACUACCAGGUCAUUGUCACCAGAUCAUUCACUUCUUUGGUGUUUCCCAAUGGAGUGGAGAAGAAGGACGCUGGUUUCUACAUCGUCUGUGCCAAGAACAGAUUUGGUAUUGAUCAGCAAACAGUUGAGCUAGAUGUAGCUGAUGUACCCGAUCCUCCACGUGGUGUUAAAGCCAGUGACGUGUCGAGAGACUCUGUAACACUGAACUGGGUGGCACCAGCAAAUGAUGGUGGCAGUAAGGUCAUCAGCUAUAUCAUUGAGAAGUGCCCCACCACAGCUGAGAGGUGGCAGCGUGUUGCCCAGUCCCGUGACGCCCACUACACUGUUACCAAUCUGUUUGGCGGAACAAGCUAUCAGUUCAGAGUUAUUGCUGAGAACAAGUUUGGACAGAGUGCCCCAUCCGAGACAAGCGGACCUGUCAUGACAAAAGAGGAUAAAUCCCGAGUUCUGCUCUAUGACAGGGAGGUUGAUGAUACAGGUUAUGUUCCCAAGAGCAAGGCUCCACACUCUGAUUCGAAGAAUCUGCACAACAAAUACGCCAUUGCAGAGGAAUUGGGCAGAGGGCAGUUUGGCAUUGUCCACCGCUGUGUUGACAUCAGCUCUGAAAAGACUUACAUGGCUAAAUUUGUCAAAGUGAGAGGUGCUGAUCAGGCAAUAGUAAAGAAGGAAAUUGCAACACUGAAUUUGGCCAAACACACCAACUACCUUGUCCUCCACGAGUCUUUUGAGAGCCCAGAGGAGCUGGUGAUGAUUUAUGAUUUCAUCUCAGGUGUUGACAUAUUUGAGCGCCUCAAUACAGCAGAGUUUGAGCUUAAUGAGCGUGAAAUUGUUAACUACGUCAGGCAGGUCUGCUCAGCUCUAGAGUUCCUGCAUACUCAGAGCUAUGGACACUUUGAUAUCAGACCUGAGAAUAUUAUAUACACUACUAGAACCAGCUCAAAUGUCAAGAUUGUUGAGUUGGGACAGUCCAGACACCUGACUCCUGGAGACCAAAUCAAGGUUCAGUAUACCACUGCAGAGUAUGCUGCCCCCGAGAUCCACCAGUGUGACAUGGUUAGCACAGUCACUGACAUGUGGUCGGUUGGUGUUCUUGCAUAUGUGCUUCUCAGUGGCCUUAAUCCAUUCCUAGCUGAAACCAACCAACAGAUGAUCGACAACAUCUCCAACGCAGCCUAUAGCUAUGAUGACGAAUGCUUCAAGCAAGUCAGUGUCGAAGCACUGGACUUCACAGACCGUUUAAUGACAAAGGAACGUAAGCACCGUAUGACUGCAGCUGAGGCACUGGCACAUCCUUGGCUUACCAAGCCUGCAGAGGAGAUCAGUGCCAGAGCAAUCCCAACUGGCAGGCAUAAGAGAUACUACCAGACGAUGGUGAGAAAAGAGUGGAACACCGUUGUCUCUGCUGCCCGUGUGGCCAGCGGUGGUUCCAUUCGGUCUCAGCGUGGCGUCUUCGUUGCUAAGGUUAAGAUUGCACCAUUUGAACAUGGUCCUCUUGCAGGGCAGAUUGGCCAUGCAGUGGUGAAUGAGGGUGACAAUGUGAAAUUCAUCUGCAACAUUGACAACUACGAUAGCACUACUGAAGUGACAUGGUACUGUGGUGUCAGGCAACUUGAAGCUAGUGACAAAUAUGAGAUUGAAUACGAAGAUGGUCUGGCCGUAAUCACGAUCAAUAAGGUCACAAGAGCAGACGAUGGCACUUACAGAUGCAAGGUAGUGAAUGAGUAUGGUGAGGACAGUGCCUAUGCUGAGCUCUUUAUCGGCAGUGUUAGGUCCUACCGUGAUUUCUUUACCACCCGUGUUGUUAAGAGAACAAAGCGCAGAGUAGAUACUGCCAGAAUGCUUCAGAAGCCACCAGAGUUCACGCUUCCUCUGGUCAACCAUACAGCUUAUAUUGGUGAGGAUGUGCGCUUUGGUGUCACCAUCACUGUACACCCUGAACCUCGUGUGAUCUGGCACAAAUCUGGACAAAAGCUCUUACCUGGACAAGAUGACAGGAAAUACACUUUCAUCAGUGACAAGGGCUUGUACCAGCUCAUUAUCCGCAAUGUGGAGAUUGAAGAUGAUGCGGAGUACAGUGUUGUGGCCCGUAACAGGUAUGGGGAUGACAGCUGCAAGGCUCGUCUCACUGUUGUUCCUCGACCUAAACCAGCAGAUCUCACCCUGAGGCCCAUGUUUAAACGUGUGCUUGCAAAUAUCGAGUGUAAGGAGGGCCAGAACGUGCGUUUUGAGAUCAGAGUAUCUGGUCGUCCAACACUGAAAUGGGAGAAGGAUGGCACACCUUUAGCCUUUGGACCAUGCAUCGAGGUUGUCCACGAGGGCCUGGAUUACUUCAUUCUUCAUGUGAGGGACACUCUCCCUGAGGACUCCGGUGUAUACAGAGUUACUGCUACCAACUCUGCUGGAUCUGCCAGUUGCCAGGCCACACUGAAAGUGGAGCGCACCGCUCAUGUAAAGAAGGACUAUGAGACCAGUGAAAAAGAGAAGCAACAGGUUGCUGGAAAGGAGGAAUUAGACAAAAAGGUUAGGCUGUCUCAGAUUUUGGCUGGUACUGUUGUUACACCUCUACCACCUGCAGCACUAGAAGCUGUCAGGGAGGCUGCCACCAUGUUUAAACCUGCUGUUACAACUAAGAAGGGUGCGAAGACUGAGGCUGAGAUAAAGAAAGAACAAGAGGAGAGGAAGAAGAGAGCAGAUGAGAAGCGACUGCGUAUGCCUUAUGUCGUCCCCACACCUCGUGUCAUUAACCCAGCUGUUCUUGAAGAAGAUGUGGAAAUAAAACACUUCAAACCAUUUUCUGACAUGAAAUGGUACAAGAAAUUGCGGGAUCAAUACGAAUUCCCUGAGCCAAUGGAUAAAAUCCCACAGAAAAGGAUGAAGCGUAUCCGCCUCUCUAGGUGGGAGCAGUUCUAUGAGGUACCAAUCAGGAUCAAGGACCAGUAUAAACCAAAGUGGCGCCUCUUAUCUAUGACUCAGGAUGACUUGGAGACUGUGAGGCCAGCAAGGCAUCGCACUCCUUCCCCUGAGACGGAGACCUACCGCAGAAUCAGAAGGAGGUCUUUGGGUGACCUGUCAGAUGAAGAGCUUCUGCUACCUGUGAAUGAGUACCUGUCCAUGAAGAGAACUGAGGAGGAGAGGCUUCGUCUAGAGGAAGAACUAGAGCUUGGCUACUCUGCUUCUCCACCUAGCCUUAGUCCAGUUCGCUUUGAAUUGUCUGCCCUGCGCCCCUCAUCUCCUAGGAGAGUCUACAGCGAAGAUGAAGAAACAGAAGAAAUUCACAGAUAUGAUUCCUACCGAAUUCCAUCCAAAUAUGAGGCUGGCCCAAGUUUUGUCGAUCUCCGCCAGCGUCACGACAAAACGACCUACAAACCUCCAAGAGAAAAGCAGAGGGUGUAUCAAGAAAGAGAGGAUCAGGAGCUGCUGCGGCCACACACCACUGCUCAGAGAAUCUCCUCUUACAAGAGUGAACUCAAACGAAUAGAGUUUGAGGAGAAAACACGAAUCUCCAAAAAGGAAGCAACUGUUGCUGUUUCAAGAAUCUCUGAAGUCACUGAAUCUGAGCACCUGACAGCUUUUGCAUCAGAAUAUAUCCCCAAAUCAAUCAAAAAGCUCCCAGAGCCCGAGCCCGGAAGGAAGAGAUCCCCUACCCCAGAAAAAGCUGUCAAGACAGAUGUGAUCCUUCCCAAAGUUGAUUUCAUGUCCAGGUAUGAAGAGAGAAAGCAGGUUCUGAGAUCAGAGAGAAGAUCUGUAGAGAGGAAGGUUGAGGUGGUGACACAGGAGCCCUUCAGCCUUGACCAUGCCCCACGCAUUACCGUCAGGAUGCGAUCUCAUCGCAUACCCUAUGGCUCCAACACAAGAUUUACCCUGAAUAUCCAGGCCAAGCCUGAGUCUGAGGUCAAGUGGUUCCACAAUGGAAAAGAAAUCCAUCAGAGCAACAAAUAUACCAUGACCAACAUCAGUGGAGUCCUGACUCUCCAGAUCAUCAAAUGUGUGACUGAAGAUUCUGGCACUUACCGUGUGGUCUGCAAGAACACCAAAGGAGAGACUUCUGACUAUGCCACACUGGAUGUAGCAGGAGACGAAUAUGCUGCCUUCUCUUCACUCCGCAAAGACGAGGAGCCUCCAUCUGCCCAUGUGCCAGAGAUGACCAAAACGGAGGUGUACCACGUCUCAUCCUCUAAAACAGUAGUAAAAGAAGCUGUAACUGAGACCGUGAAAGAGACCACUACUGUUGUCGAGAAGCCAAAGGAGAAGCCCACUGUCCCUGCCAAAAUUCUGACCAAGCCACAGUCUCUGACUGUAGAGGAGGGACACACUGCCAGAUUUGAAUGUGAUGUGGAUGGUGAACCAGCACCUUCUAUCACCUGGCUGCGUGAAGGAGCAGCUGUUGCUCCCUCUGCCCGACACCACAUUGUGUCUUCUCAGUACAACUCCUCCUUUGAGAUCACCGCUGUUGAGAUGUCAGAUGAAGGCAGCUACACUCUCCUAGUCGAAAACACGGGAGGCAAACAAGAAGCCCAUUUCACCCUAACGAUCCGGAAGUCUGAGUCAAAGGAGAAAGUCAUUGCUUCUCCCAGAGUCACUUCGCCAGAAGCUAAAUCCCCUCUUGCAAAGUCCCCUGAACCAGUCAAAUCUCCCCAGAGGGUCAAAUCCCCUGAGCCAAUCAAGUCACCACAGAGAGUUAAGUCUCCAGUCUCACCAAAGUCCCCAACGCCUAAAUCCCCAACGCCAAAGUCCCCAACGCCUAAAUCCCCAACACCAAAAUCUACUCCCAAAUCCCCAGGUCCAUCUGAGAAGGAACAAGUGAUUACUCCACUCAAGUCAAAGAGAGUGAUGUCACCGACUCCUGAAAAGAAGCCAUCCUUCUCUGCUGGGCUGAGCGACAUCACUGCAGCCUCUGACUCUAUUGUCAAGCUGUCAGUGAAGGUGACAGGAGAGCCCAAACCUGCCAUCUCAUGGAUGAAGGAUGGAAAGGUUUUGACUCAGGGUGGAAAGUAUGAAAUUUUUGAGGAUUAUGGCUCAGCUCAUCUUGAGAUCUAUGAAUCGGAGGUCUCUGAUAGUGGGGUGUACAAAUGUACUGCUACAAACAGUGCUGGAACAGUUUCAACUAUGUGCACUGUCAAUGUGCAAGGCUUAAAGUUCUCCAAAACAAAAGCUGAAAUCUCAGAGGAAUUUGUAAAAAAGGAAAUGGUCCAUGAGGAAGUCUUGUCUUCUGUAAAGCAGGUCAAGACCUCCCACAGUCAGAUGUCAAUUACACAGGGCCAGUCUCUGACCCUGAGGGCCAGCAUCCCUGGUGCCUCUGACGUCAGAUGGCUCCUGAACGGGGUUGAGUUGACCAACUCGGAGCAGUACAGAUGUGGAGUAUCGGGAAAUGAACAGACGCUAACCAUCAGGACGGUGAGCGAGCGCGAGCAGGGGAUCCUCACAUGUGAGGCUCAAACACAACAAGGACUGAUCCGGUGUCAGUUUAACACCACGGUCACCACCAAGCGAGCAGAAGCACCUCACUUUCUGGUGCAGCCCAGGUCUCAGAAUGUUAAUGAAGGACAAAAUGUUAAAUUCACAUGUGAAAUUACAGGAGAGCCUUCCCCUGAAGUGGAGUGGUUGAAAGACAACAUGAUUAUAUCCGUCACAUCAAACUUGAAACUGAGCCGCUCUAAGAAUGAGUACACUCUGGAGAUCCGUGAAGCCACAGUUGCAGACAGCGGGAAAUACACAGUAAAAGCCAAAAACCAGUUUGGACAAUGCUCUGCAACAGCAUCCCUCAACGUCCUCACUCUUGUUGAAGAACCAACAAAAAUGAUAAUUGCAGAACAAAGAGCUUCUACUGACACAGCAGCGAGCAUGCAGAAAAGGUUCACGGCCUCCUCGGCUCACGUGGAGGCAGCUUCCAUGCAGGCUGGCAGCUACAGCAGCAGCUCCCGCUCUGCUGCUGCCGGAUAUUCGUUUGAGAGCAUGUCUGCGAGUAGCAUGUCAGCCAUGGUAGCCGAGUCAGUGGUUUCCAUGAGCUCCAGGAGCACAGUGAUGGAAAUGUCUGCUCAUACGCAUGCUGAGUCCUCCUCCUCCUCACUGAAGGCCCUCACCACAGGGAUAAAAAGAGGUACCCCACCAAAGAUCGAAGCUCUUCCAGAGGACGUCAGCGCCGAGCCAGGGAAGUCCCUUACAGUAGUGGGAAUGUUCUCCGGAGACCCCACACCCUCUGUCCAGUGGGUCCGCUCGGGUCGGACGCUCUCCAGUGGGGACGAACGAUACCACGUGGAGAACACUGCCGACUUCUCCACCCUCGUGAUCUCUGCGGUGAAGGCAGGCGAUGCCGGAGCAUACACCCUCCGACUGUGCAACGAGUUUGGCUCCGACUCUGCAACUGUCAACGUUCACAUUCGGUCCAUGUAGAAAGGAAGACAAAGUUAAUUUACGUCCCCCGUUUCCCUCAUCCAGAACCUCUUUAUUCAGUGAAUUAGCACCAAUAAUCGUACUUGAUAAAGAUCUGGAUUUCUGUUCUUGUAAAUAUGAACUAUUUUUGUACCAAACUUGACAUUCAUUUAUGCCAAACUAGACUAAAGUCUAAAGUUGUUUUAAAAUGUGCCAUAUUGGACAGUUAUGACUUAGGAUUUUUGAAAGACAUUUCUGUGACAUGUACAUAAUGUAUAUAGCCGAAUUUAACGGUUAUGGGAAAUGUAUGCAUUGUUAUUUAUGACAAUAAUAUUAACUGAAACAAAAGAACAAAAGUUUUAACAGGAGAAAGUUUCAGCUGGAACGAAUACCCUGUGAAACCAAGAAACUCAAAUCUGUGCCUCAACGCUCAGUUGAAGUCGUUAAGAUUGCCUCAGCAGGUAGAGAGGUUCCCUGCUGACGUUAUAAACCGCAAACACAAAGACGUUUUUUUAUUAUUAUUUUUGUUUUUGGACACGCGUCACAGCGUGGGAUAUUACAGUUUCCUAUGAAUUGUACCAUGAGCAUAAGACCCCGAGUGCUGUUUGCAUUACCCUCAUGUAAGCAGCACGAACCGGCCUUGUGCUCAGACUGACUGUGUCGUACCAUCACGAUUUGAUGACCCGCUCCGAGUUCGAGCGGCCUGCGCUCGGAGCGUUAAGAUCAUUUUAAUUAAGAGCGCUGUUUCUGGCGCAGGACGGCCGGACUGGCUUUCGAAAACGUGACAUCUCCUGGCCAUAAAACGAAGUGAGAGCCGGCUCUUCUGUGCAGAAGCAGCGCCGUCUCUCGGAGGACACUUAGUAACAUGUUUGUGUGUUUGAGUGUUUGUAGCUUUUAGUCAGCUCACCUUGUCAGUAGUCAGGGUCUUCUUCGCUCUUCAUCUCCUGUGAAGAGGAAAGCAGUAACGUUUUGCCCUGCACUUUGAUUUCAUUGAUCUGUUGAUGUAGAAUUAUAUUUGAUCCUCCUUGAGAUUUGUGCAUUACUGAUUUAAUAAAGCAUGAUUUCAGCACGA